GAGGAGGAGGCGGUGGCUGGAGGAAGGGGAGAGUCAGAAUAAUCACAGAGAGGUAGAGAACAAGUCUGUGAAAGAUCCUGGGAGAGAGAGAGAGAGAGAGAGAGAGAGGGAGAGAGAGACAGACUGGGUGUGCAUGUGUGCUUGUGGGCAGAUGCUAUAGACCUUCCUGCUUUCGCUAACCCCUGUACAUGUGUGUGACGGUGUGUGCAUGAGAGAGCGAGAGGGAGAGAGGACAGAAAGACGAAGAGAGGGGGGAAACACAGAGAGUGAGAGAAGGAAGAAAAGAAGGAGAAAAAAGGAGGAGAGCGAAAAGACAAAACCCAACCAUGCUGUGCUGUAUGAGAAGAACUAAGCAGGUAAUGUUCCCAUUUUCAUGGCAGGGUCUGUGGCUGGAGCUAUGGUGGAAGCUGACAGAUGCUUCCAUGACAUGAGAUGUGUAAAGGGCCAAUUCCCUUUGUGUUAUAUGCAUUGUGUAAGUGGGGAUAAUGGACUUAUUGGGGAAGGAUGUGUUAAAGUCAUGACAUGUGUCUCAUUUUAUAGAGGAAGAGCCAUUGUGAUUCUAUUGGCACAAUAUAAAGGGAUUCAUCUAACUGCAUGGAAGGGGUUAAAUGGCUCUCUAUGUGGGAUUUUUAUUUUCUGUGCGAAAUAUCAUUUUAAUGUAGAAAAAAAGAAAAUUAAUCUAUUCCACCCCUGUGUGUCCCUUGUCGAGAAAGGGAUCCUGCGGAUUAAACUCGUGUUAAUAUGAAGAACAAUUGGCUUUUCACAUUAAUGCAAUUAAACCGGAGAGAAUUAAAAUCAGAAUAAAAGCCUUUUCAUUUUUUUUUUUUUCGCUCACUGUAUCCGAAAAGCACCGGCAUUCGCACAGCUGGGCAGCAGCUGGUAGGGAGACAGGACCACGCCCCUAGAAACCCAGAGCAUUCGAACAGAAUCCUACUGAUACAUUGUAUCAAUUAUCCUCCGAAUGGGCUGCAUUGGCAAACCUUUAACCGACCGAACUGAUCAUUUAACACUUUAAGGGACAUUGGGAGAAAGUGGCCAGUUACUGAGCCAAAUUCUUUAACCCUUUAAGACACAGGAUAGAGCAACAUGUUGCAGAGAAAUGAUGAACCCACUGGGAGCAACGAAAGAUGUAAAGCCCUGGACUGGUGUACACUAACAGUUCAUAUUAGCCCUUCCUGCCCAUUGCUAUAGAUUCUGAGAAAACUGACUUAUUUUAUUGCUAAUCGUAAUUUAUUCUAUUUUUAGAUAAAACAUCAAUGGUUCUGGCAGAUGGCUUGGUUUAAGUGUAGAAGCUAUUAGCUAUAAUUUGGGGAACUGAUAACCUGAUUUUUUUUUCUCUCUCUUUUUUUCUUGCUUAUGAAGUAGGUACAUGCAUUUUUAUCAGCUGAAAUAAAACGUCCUUUUUUAACACAUGCUCACAUUUAUUCAGAUUUUUUUUUUUAAACUUGGUGCAAUGUAUUAAAAAAAACCCUGUAGAUUUACCUGUAAAUUCUGAAAUGGGGGUCUCCGUGUUAAAAUGAGGCUCUAGGACAUUCUAGAUAUAUCUUGUGCAUUGAAAAUGACUAUGGUAUCUUUAAAUCCACCUGAAGAAUGCGUAUUGUUUGAUCACAUACAUAUCAUACAGGAUAUUGAUCCAUUGAUCUUAUGGAAGGCAAGAAACAAGAGUGGUUUUGUCUACAAGGCUUUACUUCACAUUGACUUUAAUUACACCCAUGGGGACGGAUUUGGGCUGCAUUGGAAAAUGCUGGCGAUAACUUGUUCACACCCUAUGAGAGUGGUGGCAAUCCUUGGCAGCCCAGAUAUUUGUCAAUUAAAUACAUUUGUACAAAAAUCUUGCUAAAACAUCUGGGUACCAAAUGUAGCAUCACUGCUCUAUAUAGGAUUUAAAAAGAAGGAUACAAUGUAUCUGAAUGGUUUCACUGAGCUGAAUGCAGUUAUGGAUGGAGAGCGGGGGGGGGGGGGGGUAGUAAUCCCACCCAUUUGAUGGUACCCUAAAGAAAUGAGUCUUCUGGUGAUUGAGAGGUUAAAGGUGUGGCUGAGACGUGCAUCACUUGUAGAAUGGAAGAUGUAGAAAGUAGGGUGGGGUUAGACACUGUGCGAAUAAUGGAGGUCUGUGCAUGUUAUACAGAAUAUCAUAUAUUUGGCCAUUUUCCAUGUCUACCUGUGGCUGAAUACAGCGGUUGCCAUUCAGAUUUAUAAUGCAUUGUCUGACAAAUUGUUUCAGCUCCACAAUAUUUGUGUGUAUGUUAUAUAGAAUGUUGGAGAAAUGGAGACAGGGUAGAAGCCGAGCAAGUAUCGGUAUUAUAAUGUAAUAAAUUAAUUGGAUAGGGGAUAAAUGAACCCUAUUGCUGCCAAUGCCAACAUGCGGUUUCAUUAACUUUGCUUAGCUUGGCUAUAGGUUUGGUUAGGUUUGGUUGACCCUAGAAGAGCUAGAGGGGUGUGAAAUGCAUUUUUCGCCUUGGUUUAAGGAUCAUGUAGAUAUGAGGUAGAAAUGAGCAGAAUUUGGUAUUUUCCAAGACACAUGGUCUAGCCAGCCAAAUCCCAGCACAAGGCAGACGGAUACUGUUGCUAGGGUUUAGACUGAUGCUGCUGAGUAUGCGCUGUGAGCUAGACUCAUUGAGUGCUACUCAAAGCCUCAAUAGAAAAUUGCUUCCUCCCCCCAUCUCUUACCACCAGCAACCCCCUGCCAGCAAGGCACUCCCUUCCCUUUCUAAUCCAGGAUCAUUACACCUCUAUUAACUCUAAGAGCUCGAGAGGAAUACAUUAGCCUGUAGUGAUAUCAUGAUUAUUGCUUUUCACAUAUAUAUAGUGAUUCAUCAUUUUUAUAGGAUUUUAUUGGUAUUAUUAUUUUUAUGAGUUGUUGGCUAUUUAGAUACCAAAUUAAAUCAAUAUUAAAAAAUUAUAGCAUGGGUUAACCCUUAGAGCUGCAGAGAGUGAUCAGCCAAUUGCACAGUGACACAUUCAGGCUAUUAGCAUACCUCUUACAAAACUGUUAAAGGGACAGAACAAAGCUGUAUUCAAUCACCCAAAGCACCUCUCAUUUUUUAAAAUAAUCACAUGUUCUGAGAGCCUGCGAGCGUACAGCUACGAGGCACUAUACUCAGCAUUACCUAGAGACAGAAAGGGACCGAUGCCACACCCUUUAUUAAAGACUAGUGGCAGAUACUGUUUCAGCCAUAAGAAUUGCUGUGAAUACAGCAAGAUUCUAAUGAAGUGGAAAAUGACAAGUGGUAUUAUAAAUCUAGACUGAGUAUUUUUAUAUCAUCUUAUCUGCCAUAACGUGAGAUUUAUAUACAGCACUGAAAGAAAGAUCACUCCCCGCUAGUAUUAAGAUGAAUGCUUUUAGUUCCAAACUACCAUUCGCUUUAUUUGAGUGCUAUAAAGGAGUUCAGCGGACUCCAAAGAGUUAAAUAAUUGUCAGUAGAAUUUGCAGUAGAAGUCACAGUCUGCAUGGUGUGAAAUUGUUGGGUUCAACUAUUUUUUUUAUAAAUAAGAUGAAAAAUUGAUGUGCGGUACAUAGAGGAUAGACGAAUGGUGCACAGCGACUCACGUUCAGGUUAGAGAAGUGUAAAAACAUAGGAUAGAUUAACUAAGUGCCCACUGGUGGCAGAUUUACAUGUAUGACUGAUCGCAGAGCAGCACAUCUGUACCGGAAGACAACGUUUCAUGAAUGGAAUUAGCGGCGGAGGUGAAUGGAGUACUCAUUGGAAAAAAAAAAAAAGCCUUUGCCUGCCUAGACAACGAAUAGUCAAAGACAAGGGGGCUGAUAGAAAUCGGUGGAGCAGGGAAUGUUUUAAACUACAAAUACAAAAUGUUCUUCUGCUCAUCUGGGAAACAGGGAUAACUUCAGCAAUAGCUCCAUCUUUGCAGAGCACCUGUAUCUUCUAUCAUUUUUUUUUUUUUUUUUUUAAAUACUGCAUACCGUCUUUGAAAGGAGAAUCAAUAUCUUCAAAAAGAUGAUUUACUAGCAUAUUAGGAAUCAAACAUUCAGAGCGCUUGGAAAUGAUUUUGCACUUUAAAAAUUAUUAUUAUUAUCAAUAUUAUUAUUAUUAUUAUUAUUAUUAUUAUUUUAAUCCAUCAAUUCUUCUGUCUAGCCCAAAAGAAGCUGGAUAAAAUUAUAAUUUUGCCAGUGGAUGCCAGAAGUUUCUUGCUUGAAUGAUAGUUUGAUAAAUAUUUAUAUAUUGCUACACAUGGCGGUUCUGCCAGCGAGGCUAGGAUGGCACUUUGGAUUUAUGUGUUCAGGAGCGAUUUCUCUCAAUUUGAUACAAGGAUACACAAUGUGAGCUAAAAAUCAGGAAACGUCAUCUAAUUAUGGACUUUUAAUGAGGAGAGCACUUACAUAUAUUAGCAAGAUUGUAGAGAACCUCAUUAGUGAGUUUAAGUGGGGACUGCAUCGAUCACCACCUACCAUAUCCAUGUUCACUAGAUAUUCAUUUAAUGGCCACUUCAAAAAACAUUAUCUCCAAGUUAUUCCAAGACCACAAAAUGCAUUUACCUAUAAGGUUGUUCUGAAGUUAAAUAAAAAAAUAAAACACAUUUCCAUGAUAACUGGACUUUGUACAGAUAUUGGUUUCUGCCAAUGGUAUAUUGGCGCCAAAGUUGACUUUGCACACUUGCCAACUUUUAAAAAGUGAAGGACGAGCCAAGUUUGCUGGAGGAGAGAUACGUUUUAAUAUGUGUGCAGUGAAGUGUUACAGAGACAUGGAAAGGUCUGGCAAAGAUCUGGUUCUAUUAAAUGUCGAAUGAUUGCCAUGCUGAAAAGGAGCUUCAAUAAGGAAGUACAGACUAAGACUUUAAAGGAAUAGAAGAAUAUUGGGGUGUUUAUAAAGGCUAACACAGUAAAGGAAUGGAAGAUUUUUGGGGAGUUUAGGAGACUCAUAAAGUAAUGGAAUGGAUGAAUGUUCAGGAGGAACAUAAUAAAGGGAUUGAAGAAUGCUCAUGAUGUGUAUAAGGCUAACACAGUAAAGGAAUUGAAGAAUGCUCAGGAUGUGUAUAAGGCUAACACAUUAUAGGAAUUGAAGAAUGCUCAUGAUGUGUAUAAGGCUAACACAGUAAAGGAAUUGAAGAAUGCUCAGGAUGUGUAUAAGGCUAACACAGUAAAGGAAUUGAAGAAUGCUCAGGAUGUGUAUAAGGCUAACACAAUAAAGGGAUUGAAGAAUGCUCAGGAUGUGUAUAAGGCUAUCACGGUAAAGGAAUUGAAGAAUGCUCAGGAUGUGUAUAAGGCUAACACAAUAAAGGGAUUGAAGAAUGCUCGGGAUUUGUAUAAGGCUAACACAAUAAAGGGAUUGAAGAAUGCUCGGGAUGUAUAUAAGGCUAACAGAAAAAUUUAAUCAAAGAAUUCUUGGAAUGUGUAUAAGGCUAAUGCAGUAAAAGAAUUGAAGAAUGCUCGGGGUGUGUAAAACACGGUAAAAGAAUUGAAGAAUGCUUGGGAUGUGUAUAAGUCUAACACAGUAAAGGAAUUGAAGAAUGCUUGGGAUGUGUAUAAGUCUAACACAGUAAAGGAAUUGAAGAAUGCUCAGUAUGUGUAUAAGGCUAACACAGUAAAGCAUUGAAGAAUGAUGGGGAUGUGUAUAAGGCUAACACAGUAAAGGAAUUGAAGAAUGCCUGGGAUGUAUAUAAGGAUAACACAGUAAAGGAAUGGAAAAAUGCUCAGGAUGUGUAUAAAGCUAACACAUUAAAGGAAUUGAAGAAUGCCUGGGAUGUGUAUAAGGAUAACACAGUAAAGGAAUUGAAGAAUGCUCUGGAUGUGUGAAAGGCUAACACAAUAAAGGAAGAAUUCUCAGGAUGUGUAGAAGUUUAACACAUUAAAGGAAUUGAAGAAUGCUCAGGAUGUGUAUAAGGCUAACACAUUAUAGGAAUUGAAGAAUGCUCAAGAUGUGUAUAAGGCUAACACAUUAAAGGAAUUGAAGAAUGCUCAGGAUGUGUAGAAGGCUAACACAUUAAAGGAAUUGAAGAAUGCUCAGGAUGUGUAUAAGGCUAACACAUUAUAGGAAUUGAAGAAUGCUCAAGAUGUGUAUAAGGCUAACACAUUAAAGGAAUUGAAGAAUGCUCAGGAUGUGUAGAAGGCUAACACAUUAAAGGAAUUGAAGAAUGCUCAGGAUGUGUAUAAGGCUAACACAUUAUAGGAAUUGAAGAAUGCUCAAGAUGUGUAUAAGGCUAACACAUUAAAUGAAUUGAAGAAUGCUCAGAAUGUGUAUAAGGCUAACACAGUAAAGGAAAUGAAGAAUGCUCAGGAUGUGUAUAAGGCUAACAUAGUAAAGGAAUUGAAGAAUGGCAAGUAUAUAAGGCUAACACAGUAAAGGAAUUGAAGAAUGCUCAGGAUGUGUAUAAAGCUAACACAGUAAAAGAAUUGAAGAAUGCUCAGGAUGUGUAUAAGGCUAACACAGUAAUGGCAUUGAAGAAUGCUCAGGAUGUGUAUAAGGCUAACACAGUAUAGGAAUUGAAGAAUAUUCAGGAUGUAUAUAAGGCUAAAGCAGUAAAGGAAUUGAAGAAUGCUCAGGAUGUGUAUAAGACUAAAAGAAUAAUGAAAUCAAAUAAUUCUUGGAAUGUGUAUAAGGCUAAUGCAGUAAAGGAAUUGAAGAAUGCUUGAGGUGUGUACACCACGGUAAAGGAAUUGAAGAAUGCUGGGGAUGUGUAUUAGGCUAACACAGUAAAAUGAUUGAAGAAUGCUCAGGAUAGGUAUAAGGAUAACACAGUAGUAAUGGAAGAGUGUGUAUAAGGCUGGAAUAUAAGGCAGAUGUGUAUAAGGUAAUAGAAUGCUCAGAAUGUGCAUAAGUCUAACCUGAGGAAAACUAUGAAAAAUGUCUCUGAUAUUUUCUUAUAUGCAGAAUCACUAGCAUAAUCUUAUAUUAGUGUCAAAAUUUUUACAGAUGCAGAAAGAUCUUGAGAAUUAAGAACAGAACACAUGAUCAAUAAACAUGCAGGCCUUUUGCAGACUGUUUUAACAUAGGGUCACUUGGAAUGAAUUACUUUGUGAAUUACAUAAAUGUGAAUAGCCUUAGGUGCAGGUCCAACAUCCGAAGUAAACUCACUGUGAAGCUUAAUGAAACAGAACAGGAAAUAAAGCUCAUUGACAUAAAGGACAGUGAAGUCUUAUGUUUAAGGUCUUGUAAUUACAAGGACGGGCUUCAAUCCCUCGAUAUUUUCAUUUGAAAAGAAGACGAAGAAGACUGAAGGAUCCUGGGAGAGAAUGAAAGAAAUGAGAGCAAAUAUGAGAUUGUUUACGGAAGUCUCUCCCAGGCAGUUAUAUGGGUACCAAGUAAGCUGCAAUAACAGAGGUCUAGAGGGACCAAUAGGGAGACUACACAUCCUUCAUUACUCCAAUAUCAAUAAUCUCUGUUCAUCACAUAUGGCAAAGAUAACAAGAUGUGGUAAAAUACUAGGUGCAGACAGAAGGACUUGAUGUUUUUUCAAGUCAUUUCACCCUUAAAGUGGCACUCCAAACACCUAGAGCACGUUAUCUCGCAGAGGUGCAUUAUGUAUGAAGAGUAUGUCCUCUUUUUAAAAAAAAAGAUUUCAAUAGUAAUUGACUCUUUGUUACACACCCUCCUAGCUGUCAAUCAAAAAAUCGCUUCUUUUACUUCCUGGUUUGGUUAGCUCAGUGGAGAUAAACUCAAGAGGCAGCAAUUACCCAGAGCACCUGCCUUGCAAAGACUUCUCAUUGAGCUGCAUUGGAAAGUCUGUGAUUGGACAGCCACAGAAAGUCUGGGUGGGGUUAGAAGGGGACAACUUGUAAAGGCUGCAGACAAGACACACUCCUGGCAAAUGUGAUCCCUAUAUUUAAUACAAUAAACUGAUAACACACUAAAAUAAUAUGCAAAAAAAGUAAAAUAAAAACAAAAUAUUAAAUAUUCAAUCUUUUAAAGUUCUUUAAACUGCACAGGCAAACUGCAGCAGCAUACAGCCUCUCCGAGACCAGGAAGAAGGUUCACCAAUCCUUAGCCUCUGCUAAUGUGUUGUGUUAUCCCAAAACCACAAUGCUAUUCAGAAAUUGGAGACCAAAACAAACAAACCUAAAUAACCGAUACAAAACAGCAUUAUAGUAAUGCACACAAAAAAAGGUUCAAAUCAAAUGCAAGUGAAAAAUAAUCCAAUCGUCUAGUUUGCCUUCCUUUCAUGGAAAUGGCUUGUUUCUAUAGCCCAUGCAUACGAAUGACUUUUUUACUGAUUGAUGGACAGACAGAUGGAUAGAUAGAUAGACAAUUAAUGUUAAAGAAAACCAUAUAGCAUUAAUGAGAAUGUAAAAUCAAUGUUAAUUUACUACUUGAUAUUAUGCAAAUUAAAGCAGCUACAAUUAAAGUAUAUAAAAAUGUUCUGACAUUGAGAUAUAUAUAUAUAGUACUAAAGUAAUUUAAAGCAUUCUAACUGUGGACGAGGUUUUCUGUGCACCGUAUCAAAGUUACAUUAAAGGAACACUACAGAGUCAGGGACACAAACAUGUAUUCCUGACCCUAUAGUGUAAAAAACACAAUAUAGCCCCCUCUGGCACUCCCUUGCCCACCUAUAUAAAGUAAAAUCUUACCUUUCUUUCAGUCUGCUGGUGCUGGCUCUGCUCCUGUCUGCCUCCUUGGCUGACAUCAUCAGAUGUGAUUAUCUCAGCCAAUCACAAUGCUUUCCCAUAAGAACGCAUUGGAUUGGCUGAGAUGGUCAAUUCUGAUGAUCCCAGCCAAGGAGGUGGGCUGGGGGUGGAGCCAAAUGCUGCCCUGGCCUAUCAGCAUCUCCUCAUAGAAAUGCAUUGAAUCAGUUCAUGUCAAUGAGAAAAGUUCAGUGUCCCAAUGCAGUGGAUGAAGACUGUGACAGAACCAUCUGUAUGCCUAUUCUUGGUGGAUUCGUCUAGUUUGCCUUCCUUUCAUGGAAAUGGCUUGUUUCUAUAGCCCAUGCAUACGAAUGACUUUUUUACCGAACAAAUCUACCGAACGGACGGCCACCCAGAAUAGAAGUGUGUGGCUGGUUAACCUCUUGAUCCCAAUUAGAACGUUGUGGUUAACCGCAGACACUUCUCAAUUAAAACCGAAUACAGGGUGGUCGUCGUUCGCAUGUCGACCACGAGGCAGCGGCCAUUUUAGAUUGCACGAAAGACCAGCGGUGUUUGGCAUUGAUUUCAUGGAACUAAGAACGGACACUUUUUCUGCCGAACACCGCUGAAACAACGGGUCACCCUGCUCCGUCGACGAAAGCAUGCGAACACCGGCCGUUUGGGAGUUUUGAAUUACAUGCAGAGACUUAACCCAGAUAGCCAUCCCAUGGAAUCAAUCGCAUACCGAAAGACUGUAAGAACUUUGACUCCAUGGCGAUUGAACUAUGUGUAUGGGAUCUGAGCGCUAUUCGCUAAUAAUAUGCACUCAGAUCCAGGCUAUCUGGGGAUAUGUGAUACGAAUGCAAAAUGUUCGGUAGUUGUGGAAUUAUAUAUUUUUGUGUGUUUUCUGGCAUUUUACUUAAGAUGGCGAUUUGUCUUUGUCAUGGAGAUAAUUGAAUUACUUCUCAAUUAUCUCCAGGGCAGAGGGGAGGAAACCAUAUUGCAUUGUGGGAAACGUUUGUGCCUCUAUGUCUAAAAUGUCCAUAUGUCCAUCUGUCAUUACAGUCUCCCAUUUGGUCCCCUAGGGGAGUGUCCACCAAGUGGGAGACCUGCAUAAAUACGGACGGGUAGCCCACAAUAAAGCCAGAUCCUGUUUGACCUUCAAUGCGGAGCGUAGUCUCAUUAUUGGGGGGAUUUAUUACCGACGACUAGAGACUGAUUGCUGGAGCCGAAAGCCGCUUGGUGGAUAUACUUGUUCGGCGGCUAGCGGCGAUUCGUGGAUUUCUUUUCGGGAGUUUGGAGCCUCUUACGGAUCCCGUUUGGGAGAUUACCACUUCCCCUGAUGGUGGUUUGUAUACAGCAGUCUAUGCGAACGGAGAUAGUGAGAUUGCGAAGCGGGAAGCUUAACUAAACGGCGGUUUCCCUCACAGGCACAAGGGGUGUCUUAACAAAGACACUCAAUGUCAGUCACACUGUGCAGCACUGCCCCAGGAAGCACAUCUAAUAGUUAUCUGAGGAGUGGCCACUGGAGGUGUCCCUAGGUUGUAAUGUAAACAAUGCCUUUUCUCUGAAAACACAGUGUUUACCACAAAAAGCCUGAAGGGAAUGAUUCUACUCAGCAGAGCAAAUACAAUAAGCUGCAGUUGUUCUGGUGACUAUAAUGUCCCUUUAAGUUACAUUAAAGAGUUUAUUAUGCGCAGUUAUCUGGGCCUCAGUGGAUAUGAAGUGUCUAUUCCACCAGUAACGACGCACUAAAUUAGCAUGGAACCCCUUAGGGGUUAAGAACCAUUGGUAUACUUUGUAAAACACGACACAGCUCUUUGAGAACUUUAAGUAGAUGGAGAUAACACAUCUCAAUAAUCUUUUAGUAUUAAUGAACUAUAUCACAUUAAACACUGAUUGUUUAGUGCACAAAGCAAAUAUCUAGAAUUAAACUCUCUAUGUAGACUGUUUCUUAUCGGUGUUUGUGUCCUGGACUCUUAGAGUGCCAAAUAUGUCAUGUGUACAUAGUUCCAAAAAUGAUAAGCUAGUCAAUAAAAGCUAUAGUUCUAGAUUUGAAGCUGGCAAGAUCGAGAUCAUUUGUUCCACUGCAUUCUGUGAGUUCCUAUAGGUCAACUUACAUUAAUGCAAAGAUUUGUCUACUUAGAAAUGAGAAAGACCUCUUCACAAAGUGUUUAUACAGCAUCUAGUACAGAUACAGCAAAAACCACUGAGAAAAGCAAAAAAGGAGAUUCUCUACAUCUGAAUUCAAAAUUGCGCAAUCUCUUGAGAUCCAUUAAAAACAGGAACGUAGGCAACAGAAAAUAACAUGAGUGUUUUCGUUACUCAGUAUAGAGUGAAAUGUAAAAAAAUCGAAAUUCUGAAAGACUCCUCCAGGUCCUGUCUGCAAACACUAGUUUCAAACACCUUGAUAGGAAGGAGUUAGAGUUAGUUCUAAUUUAUCUCUAAAUUGGCUUUAGAACAGUGAUACGUUCCCCCUACAAAGCAUAUCUGUAUUUUCUUUAAUUUUGUUAAUAGGAUAGAUUUUAUUUGAUCUAUAAAACAGCUAGAAACAAUUGGACAAAUGUAGCAUAUGAGUUAGAGCAAAUAUAGCAAGUAUAAUUUUAUAAUAUAGUAAUGUUAACAAUAUAUAUACACACACACACACACACACAGUAUAUAUGAUACCUUUUUCAUUGGACUAACAUAAUACUUAAAAGACAAGCUUUUGAGAGUUUUCCUCUCUUCCUCAUGUCUGAAUCAAUACUGAUCAUUGAUCAGUAUCAGUAUUAUCCCAGCUGUUAUAGGAGCACUCGGUACCCCACUCACAUUUAGAACUCAGCUGUGAUAGGAGCACUCGGUGUCCUACUCACAUUUAGAACAGCCUCGCCACUUGCCACCCCCACUCAUACUCAGACUAGCCCCGUCCCUGGCAACACCACAACUCACUCUCAGAACAGCCCUGCCCCUGGCAACACCACCACUCACGCUCAGAACAGCCUCGCCCCUUGCCAACCCCCCCACUCACAUUUAGAUCAGUAUCACCACUUAUCGCCCACCCACUCAUACUCAGACAAGCCCUGUCUUUGGCCACUCCCCCACUUAAACCCCUAAAAUUGAAGUUUCCCUCUGUGUCCAGUUGAAAUUCUGGGAGGUGUGUUACUGACAGUUUUGUAUAUGCCUGAGCUAACAUAAUGUAUUGGAGAUCAAUAACUAGCAGUCAGGACAUAUUUUAGAGCUGGGACAUGGGACAGAGGAGGUGGGUUAAGAUGCCGAAUGCAGCAAAACAUGCAUUUAUUAUGAUUUUUCUAAAUUUGUACACUAUUAAGGAUGUAAAUGAACAGCUAAUUCUGUCCCUUUAAACAACUGUGCAAGUUGUGUAAUUGUUUGAUUGACAGAUUAUACUACACAGUCUAACAGUUCAAAACCUAACUCCCUGAAAUGAAUUAGAUCCGUUUGCAAGCGGAGUAGUAGUUUAAACUCUCUAAAUCACUUUACAUCAACUAUAAUCUCAGUUCACAUUUUCAAGCGUUGAGAGUACAUAAUGAAUAUUAUAGGUUCAUUCUUUAAAUAAGGAAUUACUGCAUUUCUGUAACUCUCUUAUCCCCUCCUUACAUACUCCCAAUCUAUUUCUCCCAUUCAUAUACCUUCCACCACCACCCCUCCCCGUAUAUACUAUUGCUUCAAUAUUACCUCUAAUUCUCUUAAUUCUCUUCUUCCAGUCUCUUUUUAGUCUAUCUCCCACUUUAAUAUCUCUCCCAGUAUCGUUUCCCAUUUAAAUAUCUCCUUUUUGCUGUAAUCCCCAUUUAUAACCCCACUCAAUGUUUAUUGCUCAUGCAUAUAACCUUUUUCUUUACUUACUCCCUGUCUGUUAUAAUUUCUAGACACCUCUCUUUGGUCUCUUCCUGAAAUGACAGUAUUCCAAUCUUCCCUGAUUGUUAAAGCAUACCCCAUAGAGGUUUCUUGAGUCUCGCAUGUUUUGUUCCUAAUACUUGAAGCAAUUCCCAGAGUCUCACAUUUUUCUCCCGUCAUUAAUGAGUAAAUACAUAGAAUUUGCUUGCUAUUUUCUCUUCCAUUUAUGGGGUUAAUUCAUGGUGAUCACUUGCUACAUUGUAUUCCUGGUAGUCACUGGGUUAAUUCAUGGUGAUCACUUACUACAUUGUAUUCCUGGUAGUCACUGGGUUAAUUCAUGGUGAUCACUUACUAAAUUGUAUUCCUUGUAGUCACUGGGUUAAUUCAUGGUGAUCACUUACUACAUUGUUUUCCUGGUAGUCACUGAGUUAAUUCAUGGUGAUCACUUACUACAUUGUAUUCCUGGUAGUCACUGGGUUAAUUCAUGGUGAUCACUUACUACAUUGUAUUCCUGGUAGUCACUGGAUUAAUUCAUGGUGAUCACUUACUACAUUGUAUUCUUGGUAGUCACUGGAUUAAUUCAUGGUGAUCACUUACUACAUUGUAUUCCUGGUAGUCACUGGGUUAAUUCAUGGUGAUCACUUACUACAUUGUAUUCCUGGUAGUCACUGGGUUAAUUCAUGGUGAUCACUUACUAAAUUGUAUUCCUUGUAGUCACUGGGUUAAUUCAUGGUGAUCACUUACUACAUUGUAUUCCUGAUAGUCAGUGGGUUAAUUCAUGGUGAUCACUUGCUACAUUGUUUUCCUGGUAGUCACUGGUUCAUUCAUGAUGAUCACUUACUACAUUGUAUUCCUGGUAGUCACUGGGUUAAUUUAUGGCAAUCACUUACUACAUUGUAUUCCUGGUAGUCACUGGGUUCAUUCAUGGCGAUUACUUUCUACAUUGAAUUCCUGGUAGUCACUGGGUUCAUUCAUAGCGAUCACUUAUUACAUUGUAUUCCUGGUAGCCACUGGGUUAAUUCAUGGUGAUCACAUGCUACAUUAUAUUCUUUGUAGUCACUGGGAUAAUUUAUGGUGAUCACUUGCUACACUGUAUUCCUGGUAGUCACUGGGUUAAUUCAUGGUGCUCACUUGCUACACUGUAUUCCUGGUAGUUACUGCGUUAAUUCAUGGUGAUCACUUACUACAUUGUAUUCCUUGUAGUCACUGGUUAAUUCAUCGUAAUCACUUACUACACUGUAUUCCUUGUAGUCACUGGGUUAAUUCAUGGUGAUCACUUACUAAAUGGUAUUCCUUCUAGUCACUGGGUUAAUUCAUGGUAAUCACUUACUACACUGUAUUCCUGGUAGUCACGUGGGUUAAUUCAUGUUGAUCACUUACUACAUUGUAUUCCAUGUAGUCACUGGGUUAAUUCAUGGUGAUCAUCACUUGCUACACUGUAUUCCUUGUAGUCACUGGGUUAAUUCAUGGUGAUCACUUACUACAUUGUAUUCCUGGUAGUCACUGGGUUAAUUCAUGGUGAUCACUUACUACAAUGUAUUCCUUGUAGUCACUGGGUUAAUUAAUGGUGAUCACUUACUACAUUGUAUUCCUGGUAGUCACUGGGUUAAUUCAUGGUGAUCACUUACUACAUUGUAUUCCUUGUAGUCACUGGGUUAAUUCAUGGUGAUAACUUACUACAUUGUAUUCCUGGUAGUCACUGGGUUCAUUCAUGGUGAUCACUUACUACAUUGUAUUCCUGGUAGUCACUGGGUUAAUUCAUGGUGAUCACUUACUACAUUGUAUUCCUGGUAGUCACUGGGUUCAUUCAUGGUGAUCACUUACUACAUUGUAUUCCUGGUAGUCACUGGGUUAAUUCAUGGUGAUCACUUACUACAUUGUAUUCCUUGUAGUCACUGGGAUAAUUCAUGGUGAUCACUUACUACAUUGUAUUCCUUGUAGUCACUGGGUUAAUUCAUGGUGAUAACUUACUACAUUGUAUUCCUGGUAGUCACUGGGUUCAUUCAUGGUGAUCACUUACUACAUUGUAUUCCUGGUAGUCACUGGGUUCAUUCAUGGUGAUCACUUACUACAUUGUAUUCCUGGUAGUCACUGGGUUCAUUCAUGGUGAUCACUUACUAAAUUGUAUUCCUUGUAGUCACUGGGUUAAUUCAUGGUGAUCACUUACUACAUUGUUUUCCUGGUAGUCGGGUUCUCUGCACCUGAAUUACAUUUUAGCCAUUAUUAUACUAAGACAUGUUUUUAUUUAUAUUAAACAAUGCUCAGCUCAAAUUUCACAUAUCCACUAUGACCCACUGCUUUGCUAAAUCUGCCAUAACACAGAGCUGGAGUUUUAUUUCAAUUUUCCGGUGUGGAAAAUCGUUUCACAUUAAACCAUUAGACAUUUGUUUUUCUUUAAGAUUUCUCUGUCUGGAAAAGUUUUUUUUCAUGGGAAAGACACAGAAGAUCUACUUUAUGACAGCUGAUUGACCACAGUUUUAUGUACAUCCUGUGAAAUUUCCUUUAAUAUUCCCAAAUAGCAUGUGUCUCGAUGUGAAAACAGCAUGCACUGACACUGAGAGGCACAUCACACAAAUACAAAGUUUACAUUGCAAAAUACUGCUACAUAUCCAUCGCCCGCUGACAGAGAAAAUCAAAUCUUUUUUUUAGUAAAUGUCGCACUAUACUUACAAAUAAACAGUCAGCAAUGCUGAGCAUAACAUUGCUGAUUAUGUCUUCUUUUGUUAAAGGGUUACUCCAACCCUUUUUGUGUGCCCUCAGAAAGCGAAAAUGGAACGUUUGAGAGAUUAGAGGCAGUACAGAGAUGGUUGCGGAGAAUAGUGUUUCCCCCUGUAUGAGUAGAUGAGUUAGAGCAAGCAUGUCAAACGCAAAGGCUAACAUGGGCCAAAUAAACAAGGUUUACGUUUAUGUGGGCCACAGAAAAAAAAAAUCAGUUUUCAUAGAAACGUAGGUUUAUUUAGGAAAGUACAGUAUUAAAAAAGCCUAACACUGGAUGUGCAUUUGCAUUUAACUGAUGUUUCGGUCAGGCUACCUUGACAUAUUAAGAAAAGUUUGGUAAUGGGAUUUUAUAGGUGAAUGUAUGCUGUUGCACAGCUGUAAAAAACAAAUUACGUUAUCUUGAGUUACUUUCUAUGAGUGUGUUCUUCACUUUGGCUGAGAUCAUCAAACUUGAUGAUCUCAACCAAUCCAAUGCUUUCCAGUAGGAAAGCAUUGGGAGGCUAUUGUGCAUGUGUGGCAAAAAGCUGUGCGGCCAGUCAGCAUCUCCAUGGGAAGCGUACAGCAUAUUCCCCUAAAUAAAAUGAUAUAUAAUAAGUGUGGGUGCACAUAAUAUGAAAGAGGCAAAUUACGCCUGAACAGACAUAUAGCGCAAAUUAAAGUUUUUGUUUACGUUUUGUUUUGAUCACAACGUGUACAUUUGGCUCAGUCCUUGAGGGGUUAAAAUGUCUCUAUUGAUGUUUAGUUUCGCAAAGCAGUCUGUUAAAACUCACAUUGGAUAGAAACAAAGAAGAUAAUCUACAGACACCGUACAGGUAUUCCUGCUCCCUCCAUUAUAUUCUAAUACUCCUUCCAAUUAAAUCCCCAUACUACAGGUAUCCCUAAUCACUCCAUUAUAUCCCCAUACUACAGGUAUCCCUGCUCCUUCCAUUAUAUCCCCAUACUACAGGUAUCCCUAAUCAUUCCAUUAUAUCCCCAUACUACAGGUAUCCAUCUCCAUCUCCAUUAAUUAUAUCCUCAUACUACAGGUAUCCCUGCUCCCUCAAUUAUAUCCCCAUACUACAGGUAUCCAUCUCCUUCCAAUUAUAUCCCCAUUCUACAGGAAUCCCUGCUCUCUCAAUUCUAUUCCCAUACUAAAGGUAUCCCUCUCCUUCCAAUUAAAUCCCCAUACUACAGGAAUCCCUGCUCUCUCAAUUCUAUUCACAUACUACAGGAAUCCAUGCUCUCUCAAUUCUAUUCCCAUACUACAGGAAUCCCUGCUCUCUCAAUUCUAUUCCCAUACUAAAGGUAUCCAUCUCCUUCCAAUUAUAUCCCCAUACUACAGGUAUCCCUGCUCCCUCAAUUAUAUCCCCAUACUAGAGGUAUCCCUGCUCCCUCAAUUAUAUCCCCAUACUACAGGUAUCUCUGCUCCCUCAAUUAUAUCCCCAUACUACAGAUAUCCCUGCUCCCUCAAUUAUAUCCCCAUACUACAGGUAUCCAUCUCCUUCCAAUUAUAUCCCCAUACUACAGGUAUCCCUGCUCCCUCAAUUAUAUCCCCAUACUACAGGUAUCCCUCUCCCUCCAUUAUAUCCCAAUACUACAGGUAUCCCUGCUCCCUCAAUUAUAUCCCCAUACUACAGGUAUCCGUCUCCCUCCAUUAUAUCCCCAUACUACAGAUAUCCCUGUUCCUUCCAUUAUAUCCCCAUACUACAGGUAUCCCUGCUCCCUCAAUUAUAUCCCCAUACUACAGGUAUCCCUGCUCCUUCCAUUAUAUCACCAUACUACAGGUAUCUCUGCUCCUUCCAUUAUAUUCCCAUACUACAGGUAUCCCUGCUCCCUCCAUUAUAUCCCCAUACUACAGGUAUCCCUGUUCCCUCAAUUAUAUCCCCAUACUACAGGUAUCCCUGCUCCCUCAAUUAUAUCCCCGUACUACAGGUAUCCCUGCUCCCUGCAUUAUAUCCCCAUACUACAGGUAUCCCUGCUCCCUCCAUUAUAUCCCCAUACUACAGGUAUCCCUGCUCCCUCAAUUAUAUCCCCAUACUACAGGUAUCCCUGCUCCCUCAAUUAUAUCCCCGUACUACAGGUAUCCCUGCUCCCUCCAUUAUAUCCCCAUACUACAGGUAUCCCUGCUCCCUCCAUUAUAUCCCCGUACUACAGGUAUCCCUGUUCCUUCCAUUAUAUCCCCAUACUACAGGUAUCUCUCUCCUUCCAUUAUAUCACCAUACUACAGCUAUCCCUGCUCCUUCAUUGUUUCCCAAUACUCUAGUAUCCCUGCUCCCUGUUUACAUCCCCAUACUACAGGUAUUUCUGCUCCAUUCAUUAUAUCUCCAUACUACAGGUAUCCCUGCUCCUUCAUUGUAUCCCAAUACUACAGGUAUCCCUGCUCCCUCCAUUAUAUCCCCAUACUACAUGUAUCCCUGCUCCCUCCAUUAUAUCCCCAUACUACAGGUAUCCCUGCUCCCUCAAUUAUAUCCCCGUACUACAGGUAUCCCUGUUCCUUCCAUUAUAUCCCCAUACUACAGGUAUCUCUCUCCUUCCAUUAUAUCACCAUACUACAGCUAUCCCUGCUCCUUCAUUGUUUCCCAAUACUCUAGUAUCCCUGCUCCCUGUUUACAUCCCCAUACUACAGGUAUUUCUGCUCCAUUCAUUAUAUCUCCAUACUACAGGAAUCCCUGCUCCCUCCAUUAUAUCCCCAUACUACAGGUAUCCCUGCUCCCUCCAUUAUAUCCCUGUACUACAGGUACCCCUCUCCUUCCAUUAUAUCACCAUACUACAGGUAUCUCUCUCCUUCCAUUAUAUCCCAAUACUACAGGAAUCCCUCUCCUUCCAUUAUAUCACCAUACUACAGGAAUCCCUCUCCUUCCAUUAUAUCACCAUACUACAGGAAUCCCUCUCCUUCCAUUAUAUCACCAUACUACAGGUAUUCCUCUCCUUCCAUUAUAUCCCCAUAUAUCAGGUAUCCUUUCUCCCUCCAUUAUAUCCCGAUACUAGAAGUAUCCCUACUAAGUAUCGCUGUAACUUGGCUGGGGUCUUUCUGGAGCUCUUCCACCCGACCAGGCUGCAGCACUCCUUCCAGGCAGGUAUCAUCCUCUCUGCCCAUUCCGCUGUAGCCCUUUUUCCAGUCAUGCAUCGUCCCCUUGGCAUAUUCCACUGCAGUGAUUUUAAUUGCCUUUACAAAGGCACUUUUGAACCCUCAUGCCUAGUUCUUGGUUAAUCCCAGGGCUAUAGUGAUUGUGCAACCAACCAACAGGUCAAAAGACUCUGUUAAUGGGAUCCCUACAAAUCCACACAGGACACAGCUCCUAAAGGAACUAACAUGCAAUACUUUAACGCGUUACUCUUAGAUUGCUGUGACAUCUUUAAUAAAAUACAAACAAUUAAGUUACAUCAGACAACAUACAGGGAAUUAUAAUAACAUAACAUAUUCAUAAAGGGGUGGGGAAGACAAUAUGUAACACAAAUAUCUCUUAUAAAUGCAGAAUUAGCAAUAUGCAAAUUAACUGAAUAAGCAAGUUAGCAAGCCUUGCUAUUCAGGUAAUGCAUUUAGCUGUUGCUAGGUCCUUGCAACCAACAGGUGGUGCUGUACCGGCUUUCCAGUCAAAUGCACCUAGUUGAUUGCAAGCAUUAGCAAGACAGGAGAGCACAUUAUCAUUUCACCACAACCAAUCACAUUACACACACCCUGCACCCACAAUGGUCACAGAGUGACUUAAACAUAAAAGUCAUUCAGAAACCUAAUUGGAUUGUUCAUCUUAAGCUCCAGGUGAUAAUGACAAUCGUCACAUACGUCAUGGUGAAUUUUUCAUGUGAAGCAUUUUGAGAUAGUGUGAGGCACUCCAGUGCCACGACAUACUGGUUGAAAACAGUCGGUUUUGUUGUUCACCAUAUUUAGUGUUACCCUUCAACCCAAAGCAAAACUAGGGGUGACAUAAGGGUUGGGGCCAUUAUUUGGCCCUACCCAUUUUUUUAAAAUGAUUCAUUAAAGGGACACUGUAGGCACUGUAUCUGCUUCAUCACAUUAAACUGGUUAUAGUGUAUGGAGUACCCUGGUGCCAUCAUUUCUUUCAGCAUUAAACAGUUUUUAAUGUUGUAAUGUUUUAAUACUAAACAAGAGACCACAGCAGUCCAUCCCCUCUGUGCUGCUUUGGCUAAUAAGGAAGUAUUACCCUGAGCAGCAAUGGGCAGCUGUGAUUGGCUGAGAGUGUCAGCUGACUGCUUUUAACCUGUCAGAGCUCCAACUGACGGUAUGAAUGGGUAUGACAACAAGGAAGUAUGUAAUCUCUUCCUUAGCUACACAUACAGAAGGGGCCAGACUGUGGGUGGCCAGUGACUCUUAUUUUGUGGCAUACUGCACAAACGUGGUGCAACACUGAAUGGAGGGACAGUGCCAGGGCACUCCAGGCACUAUAACCAAUUCAAAGAGACAAAGUCGUUAUAGUGACCACAGUGUCCCUUUAACUGCCUCCUUGCUGACAUCAACAGAAUUUAUGAUUUUUAGCCAAUACAAUGCUUUUCCAUAGGGAAAGCAUUGGAUUAGCUGAAAUCGUCAUGGAGGUGGCGGGGACAAAUUCUGGCUUGGCCAAUCAGCAUCUCUUCAUAGAGAUGCAUUGAAUUAAUGCAUAUCUGUGAGAAAAAAAUUCAGCUUCCAGUUAUAUAUUAAUAUAUAACUAAAACUAUACCAAAACUAUAACCACCUAAUAGGUCCAUCACCGUUUAAAAAAAAUGACAAGAAAUUAGAUAAUGCCAAAAGAGUUAAUCAGACAAUGUUACCGCUCGAAAGGAAAGUCAGGAGAAGCUAAAACUGUUUCUGCAGAUGGCUUAGUAUCACUAAUGGUGGGUUCUGCCAAUUUUUAAAUUAGCAUUUAUUAAAUUUUAUGGUUUCUAAGUAUUUCUGCUCCUAGAGAAUUCACAGUUUAAAAGAGGAUUAAAUCAACAAUUCACUAAUUUAAUCAUGAGCCACACAAGGUUCUAACUUGCCUGUGUACCUCCAGGCAGACAUAUUUGACAGUCUUCAGGGACAAGCUCAACCAAACGUGGGGUUUUCCAAAACUGGCAUUUUAUAUACAAACUUCAUGAAUAUUACACAUAGCCUUCAUCAUUAACCAGGGGUCUUUAGCAAAAAUACCCUUAAGAGCAUUCUGUUCAUCCCUCACUAAGGGACUGUGUUGGGUAUCUCAGCCUCUUGUUAGGAUUUGUAUCUACUCCCCACACCACAGUGGUGGAAUAGGACAAGUACCCAGCUAUUUGUGACCCUUCACUAUGUUUCUUUUGUACUUUCUCUGUGCCAGCUAGUUAAUUGUUCACAAACUAGUUCCCAAAGACUAUAAUGGUCUAGCAAUAAUAGAUUUUGCAAUUCAGUUCCAAUAUAAAUAUUGAUAACAAUUCGGACCCCUGAAAUUCUUUGAGAAGCCAGUUUGUUUGCCAACUUCUUCUAAAUUGGUAAUGAUAAUGUAAUAAUGCAGAUCCUAUAAUUUUUUUUUUAAGGAAGACUAUGAUUCAUAAAAAGAAAAUGUAUAGCACUUAUUCGACAAAUGUUUUGGUCCACUAGCUGGUAUUCUGCACGAUUGCUUCGCUGGCAACCUCCAAUUUGACUUGGAUGACAGGGAGGGAUGGGACAGUCUUGAUGGAGUUUUGAUCUGCUUAAUGUUUUACCUUUUCAUUUUUAUGAGUGUAAUUACAUUAUAUUAGUAAAAAUAAAAAAAAACAACAACAGACGUUAGGAUACUACAGUAUCACAAUAAAAUAAAUACAAUUUAGAAAAACAGUAAGAAAUAAUUCACUUCUGUGCAGCUAGCUCUAAAACCCUUUCAGUGAUAAAUAUAUAUACAGAUAAUCCAAAACAUAAUAAACGCAAUCCAUAAUGGUAUGUGCCCCUCAGUGCUACCAUUUUAAUUAAAGGGACACUAUAGUCACCAGAACAACUACAGCUUAUUGAAUUUGUUCUGGUGAGUAGAAUCAUGACCUUCAGGCUUUUUGCUGUAAACACUGUCUUUUCAGAGAAAAUGCAGUGUUUACAUUACAGCCUAGUGAUAACUUCACUGGCCACUCCUCAGAUGGCUGUUAGAGAUCCUUCCUGGGUCAUGGCUGCCUAAAAUGCAUCCAAACAUUCAGUGUCUCCUCCCUCUGCAUGCAGACACUGAACUUUCCUAAUAGAGAUUCAUUGAUUCAAUUCAUCUCUAUGAGGAGAUGCUGAUUGGCCAGGGCUGUGUUUGAAUCAUGCUGGCUCUGCCCCUGAUCUGCCUCUUUGUCAGUCUCAGCCAAUCCUACGGGGAAGCAUUGUGAUUGGAUCAGGCUACCACUUCUGAUUAUGUCAGCAGGCAGUGGGCAGGUCUAAAGGAAACAGGGACAAAAUAAGCAGAUGCAGACUUGAAUACAAGUAAGAUUGUAUAUCUACAUAUCUAUAUGUAGGGAGGCAUGAGGGGACCAGGGUGGCUAGAUGGUGGUUUUAACCCUAUUGGGUCAGGAAUACAUGUUUGUGUUUCUGACCCUAUAGUGCUCCUUUAAGGAUCUACAAAUAAAACAAUGUUUUGGUAUAGAGUAACCCUUUUCUCAAUGUACAAUACCCUUCUGUAUACAUAUUAUUAAAUGGAGUCAGACAUAUCAUACUUAAUCUUAAUUGUGUAAUGGAGAAUAUGGAAUAUGGAAUAUGGAUUUGCUUACAGCAGUGUGAUUUUAAUGGUAUAGUUAGCACAGUUAGAGGAGGUUAAUGAAGAGAAAAGUUAACCUUACUCUGCCAUAGCCAGUGUUGCACAUUUAUAGAACUUGCAUGCAGGUUAACAAGAGAUGUAAAAGUAGUUCUGUACACUCCUUCUGAUAAAUAUAUUAUCUCAUCAUAGAACAUUCUUAAAAACCCUUAGGCUUCAAAGUGCUUAAUCGCAGAGUUUUAAAAUCUGGAACAACCGGCUAGGAGCCAAAUACCUGGCAGGGAUCCUGAGACAGACGCCAAGAGUCCUGUGCCUUAUCAUCUUUGGAACAGAACAUUGUCAAAGCAAAUCUCCAGAUACAAGCUCACUUUACAAGCAGAACGAAUUAAGCUGCAGCUGUGAUGCGUAUCAUACGGUUAAACAAUCAAUUUGUAUUUAUUUUUUAUAAAUGUAAAAUUACUUUUACAAUUCAAAAUAUAGACCAAUUACAAUGAUUUUUUUUUUAAUCUUUUUUUUUUUUUGUGAGCCAAAUAUAAAAUAAUAUAUAUUGCCUAAUUUUUUUCUUGCAUUUGUAGAAGCAGUUAAUAAAAGAUAAGCCAGGCUCUCUAAAAGUGCUAAAGGCAAUGAGUGACUAUAAGGACAGGUAAACUCUGUAUUUUACAACCACACAAGGCAGCUGAGUAAAGGUGAUACAUUUAUUUGUCUUGUGAUAUCUUUUUUUUCUUUUGAAGAGCAACUGUUCCAUCUGAGAUUUAAUUACAUCCCAAAGCUGAAAGUUAAGGUCAUCUAUAGGAUGUGUCCACCCCAAAUAAAUAAAUCCAGUUACGCAGCGUACAUGGAAAUGUCAUAGGCAUCUACUGUAAGCAGGUAUGUGACUUCCUUCAGUGGGGGAGAGAGUUAAAAAUUAUUAUUUGUCUGCACUAAAACCAAAAUAAUGAUUAAAAAAAAAAAAACCUCUUCACGCUGCCCACGUUUAUCUCUAGUAUCAAAAGCUUCCACUACCAAGGCAAUUUAUAAAUAGGUGAUUAUCAUACCACAUCAAUUUUUGAAACCCUCAAAGUAUCUAUCUCUGGGUUAUUUUUAAUGGGUUUUUUUAUUCUGGUUCCUGACUUUUGUCAGUUUGCAUAUCAACAGGGCCCAAGGUCUGCUGAGCAGAACAACCAAAAGGUGGGCAGACAAGAGGUCUAGGGAAAAAAAAACACGAGAAGGACACAACUGGAUGUUUGGCUUAAAGGACCACUCUAGGCACCCAGACCACUUCAGCUUAAUGAAGUGGUCUGGGUGCCAGGUCCAGCUAGGGUUAACCAAUUUUUUUUAUAAGCAUAGCAGUUUCAGAGAAACUGCUAUGUUUAUGAAUGGGUUAAGCCUUCCCCCAAAUCCUCUAGUGGCUGUCUCAUUGACAGCCGCUAGAGGCGCUUGCGUGAUUCUCACUGUGAAAAUAAUGCUUUCCUAUGCGACCGGCUAAAUGCGCGCGCAGCUCUUGCCGCGCGUGUGCAUUCAGCCGACGGGGAGGAACGGAGGAGGAUUGGAGGCAGAGAGCUCCCCGCCCAGCGCUGGAAAAAGAUAAGUUUUACCCCUUUUCCCCUUUCCAGAGCCGGGCGGGAGGGGGACCCUGAGGGUGGGGGCACCCUCAGGGCACUAUAGUGCCAGGAAAACGAGUAUGUUUUCCUGGCACUAUAGUGGUCCUUUAAGAGGAAGGAAGCUAAUUUGCAAACUGUUUCCUGAGAUCUGAGAAAUGGCAGAUUUAUGUAGAAGCCAAAUUAACCAUUCCAAUGCUGUAAUCAUACAUGUGAACAUCAUAAUGGGGAUAGCAUGCAUAUUAGUUUAAUAACAUUAAAUGGCACAGAAAUAACUCUUUUAUUUUAGGGGAUAUGGCUAAUACAGGAGCCUGGAAGACCCAUUUUUAGACAUUUUAGUUAACUUUAUGGUAGAGGAAUGUGGACCCAAAAUAGAGACUGUCUUCCUAAACAAGGGCACUUUGGAGGUAUGGAAGCCUUCUUGAAAUUAUAUUUUUUUCCCAGCAUUAAGCAAAGAAGCUGUUAAAAUAACAGUUUAUCUUUAACUAUUUGUAGCUCAACUAAAAAUGUUAUAAAAAUCCACACGUAAAGUCUGACUCAAAGGUAGUUUUAUUUUUCAACUCUGAAUUCAGUGAUCAUUCCUUUUAAAAAAGAGAUUAAAUGCUGCGGUAUCUGUCUGGAAAAAAGCUAUGGGAACAAUUUUGCAAAUCAGCAUUUUAAUACUUUUCCCCCAUUCUUUCUAAAUGUUGUUUCCAGUCUUCACAUCUUAAGAUUUUUUUUUGCUGCAGUUACAUAAAAUGCAAUUCCAUGAAACCUCUGAGAAAAAAUAUAAAAAAUAGGUUAUUUACAAUGCUAAAUAGUAUUAUCUUAGUUCUGCGACCGUUAGCUUAAAACUCUAUAGUGUCAGCACGACCAUCUAGCCCCCCUGGGCCCCUCAUGCCUCCAUAAAUAUAGUAAAAAUCUUACUGUAUUCAAGCCUGAAGCUGUAACUCUGCAUGCUUUUAGACUCAGAAAAACAAGCUGUCUGCUGACAUCAGCAGAAGUGGUAGCCUGAUCCAAUCACAAUACUUCCCCAUAGGAUUGGCUGAGACUGACAAAGAGGCAGAUCAGGGGCAGAGCCAGCACAAUUCAAACACAGCCCUGGCCAAUCAGCAUCUCCUCAUAGAGAUUAAUUGAAUCAAUGAAUCUCUAUGAGGAAAGUUCAGUGUCUGCAUUCAGAGGGAGGAGAUACUGAAUCACACAGGAUACUGUGCACAGUGCUGCCCUGUGCUCUGCUGACAGCAGAUCUGAGUGGAUGGAGGCAUAUUAUUAUUAUGGGUAUGGCACUCAGUGACGACGUUCCGUCACAAAUUUCAUUAAAUGUUUUUUUCUUUAAAGAAGAAUCAACAAAUUCCAAAUAAUUUGCAAAUAAUAGAAACAAUGGCAAAAAUAAAUACAUUAUAAAGUGCAAUUUAUCGAUAUUGAAAUGAAAACUAAAUGUGAACAUUUUUUUUUCAGCUUUUGGUGAGAAGGUUUUUUUGUCACAUUGUGGAGUAGUGAAGGUGUUAUUCUAGAUUCAUUCUAGACAUAUAUAUAUAUGUGGACUAGGUAGAAUGGGAGGAAUUGUCAUUGAAUAAAAGAGACACUCUAGGCAACAAAGCUACAUUAGCAAGCUAACACAGUUUUGAGUACAAUUUUCCGAACGGCAGAGAACUGAGCAACGAGACUGCAGGGGUGUGAUCUAUAUACCUAAAUCACUUCAUUAGGCUAAAGUUGUUUUGGUGCAUAGAGUGUCCCAUCAAUAAAAAGCAGAAUGUUCCCUUUAGUCUUUAGAGUCUGGAUUUUAUUAUGCGAAAUAUACUGAACCAUACAAUAUAUUAAUAACACAUGGUAUUUUCUCACUUCUGGCUGAAUAUUUAAAUGUAUUAGAAAUAAAAGUGCUAUAUAGAUAUUCACCCCCCCUUUUUCACUACCUUUUUAGAUUUCCAUUAUGAAUUAACUUUUUCCUAGAAUGUCUGUCACACUAAACUUAAUCCUUUAUUGGAUUGAACGUAUAAGAUUUAUUGAAUUAAAUGAAAUAUACUUGCAGGCCAAAGAUUACACCAACAAAUGUGACAAACUGCCUCGUUUCUCUGCUAAACGAACCGCUGAAGAUUUGUAUACAGGCAUCUUUAAAUGGCAAGACGCACUUAAUAUUUCAAGCCAGUUUGUUGUACGGUGCAGUAUAGCAUCCACAUUGUUUUGAAGAUUGUAAAAUGUGUGGGUUUAUUUAAAUCUGCACUAUUUAGUAGCAUGGCAUUUUUAAAGUGAUAUUGUGUCACUGACAGUCAGAAUUCUGAACAUUGAGUUACUUGUCAAUGAUUUGAGCAGUCUCUGUCUCUCCGUAGCUCUAUAUACCUGUGGGAGUGUGUGUGUGUCUGUAUCACUCUUUACCAAGUGUAUGUGUUUUAUGUUUUUUCUUUCAGUGUCUGUCUGUGUGAAAUGUUUUAGGUUCUGUUAGUCUAUCACAUUUUAUUGGGCGUUUGUCUCCUUAUCUAGACAAAAACCUGUCAAUUUCUACCUCAAAAAAAUGGAAGAAAACAGUAACGGACUGGUCAACAGUUUUUACAGAGAGAUUGCAGAUGUCUCUAUUGGAAUUUCAAAUGUCAGUUUUACAUAACUCCCAAAUGGAACUGAAUAGAACACUCAAUGUUUAACUGGAACUGCAUGGUUCUAUUUUAAUCAUCUACUAUGAGCAUUGAGGAUGCAAUCUUCUAAAUCUAGAUCUGGCUGUGCAUGACAAAUGUAUGGAUGAUUUGCAAAUGUAAUGUGGAGAUAACGUUUCUCUGAUGAAAUGUUGAAUGCCACUUGAGAGCAGGAUUAUGUAAAGUUGCUCAAGUUAUCACAGCCUAUUCAUUUUGUUUGAUUAAGUUGUACCAUUUAUACAGUUUAAAUGGCUGCAAAGUACAAGAAUGUAGAAGAUCCUGGAAUAAAUGUUAGAUAGUGAAUUAAAUUAAGUUCAAUGUUCAUAAAAAAAAACAAAACAAAAAAAACUAUACUUGGCUUUGAGAUCAAAUUUAUUUUUUAUAGCAAAAUAAAUGCUUAAUUGGUUGAGUCAAUUCAAUGUGUUCUCUACUGAAUCUAACUGUUAUGAUUUAAGCUUUAGACAUCGAUUUUUCUUAAAUUAGAGCCAACUCUGGAAACAAUGUAGACCUUAUAAAAAUGCAAUGUUUCUUCUUUUUUUAAGGUGGAGCAAAAUGAGGAUGGCGAUCAAAAAAUUGAACAAGAUGCAAACAAGCCAGAGGAUAAAGCCCACAAGGCAGCCACUAAAAUCCAGGCUAGCUUCCGUGGACAUAUAAUCAGGAAAAAACUGAAGGGAGACAAGAAGGGAGAUGAGAACCCUGGAGAGGCUGUAGAGAACCAUAAAGAAGAUGCCAAGAAAGAUGUGGGCAAAACAGAGAAUGAAGCUCCUAAAAUAGAGGAACCGUCCAGUGAUGGGCCUUUGUCUGAAGACAACAAGAAAAAAGUUGAAAGUUCUGAAGAUAAAAAGGAGGCUGCCAAAAACACAGAUACGUCCCAGAAAACCCCUUCGGAAGAGAAAAAUGCCUCAGUGGAGACAGAGAGUACAACAAAAGAUAAUACGGAGAAUUCCUCGGGCAACGAUGCAAACAAAGCAAAGGAUGAAUCCAAACAAGCCGAUGUGCCUGCUAGUACCCAGGAAGCUGCCCCGUCAAAAGACCAACCCAAGCAGGAGACAGCAGAUAGUAGUCAAGUGGAAGAAAAGAAAGGAGGUAUGUAGAUAUAUAGAUACAUUUAAAUGGAAGUAUUUGUUUGUUUGGUGAAAAAAAAAACAAUGGUAUUGUCUUCUUCGAAUAAUCCAAGCAAUGUCAGAUAAACACAAAACAACUCAACAUCGGGACUCAACAGAACAAAUGAAAAAGUAAACAAGAUGCUAUUGAUUGUGGUAUAUUCUUAUAAUUACUAAUCAAUGGACCAGGUGCAUCUUUCAGUGGCAUAAUAGUGUUCUUAAUUUCUAUACAUGCAAUCAUUUAUUUAAUUUAUGACUAGCUGGUGUCGAUGUCAGUGCCAGGUGGCUUAGGCUAUAUUCUAGAAGACGGGCCUCUAACACUCAUAAGUCAUAAAGAAGGCUUAGAAAACAAAUGAUCUAUCAUCAUCUAUAACCUACAGGACCAUUUGCAAAGCUUUUUUCUCUAUGAUUCCUAAACCUAAAUGUGUUAAAAAAAAUAAAUCAUUAUUUGUUAAAGUGAGAAAUGUUACUGUACAGUUAUAUCUGACAGAUUGGAAGAGGAGAAUCAAAUACUCUUUAUAAACAAUACAAUAUUUGCACGUUCAUGGUGCAAAAUUAUGAAUACACUUGCCACUUUUUCUUAAUUUAAAAAAAAUAUCACAUUGUAUUUUACUUCACCUUUUACUUCUUUUUCGUUUUUCAAGGUAAAACAGUUUUACAGAAAGAAAGGUUUGUUAGUAAAAUAAUAACGGUGUGGUAAAACAUUGGGUUGUGAAAAUUUGGCACAUUUCAUUCAUGAAUUGUUCUCAUGUCUAUACCAUUUAGUCGUGGUCCGACUUUGGUUGAAGAUCCCGUGGUCGGCAUAGGUGUUAGCGUCAUUUAUUGCCGGCCCCCUUAAGGGGGGGGUGGAUCUAACUGGGGCGCCAUGCCCUGGGUUGGGUACUAAGUCAGUUUUGCUUAAUCAUUGGUGGCAGUCUGUGGUAUAGUUUGUGGGUCAGUUGUGCCAGAGGGGUAAUUAGGGGGUGUGUUGUGGGCGAUUGUUCAGUGGAGGUGCAACCGCCUUGGGUGGGAUUGUUGGGUUAGUUUGAGUUGGCAGAGCCUGUCCUGUUUUGUUUCAAUAAUACGAGGAGGGGGAGGAAGGGAUUGGGGACGAGGGUGGUUUGGGCUGGGGGGUGUAGCAUGUGGUUGUCGUUGUUGUGGUGAGCUCUAACUUGAUGGUGGAGGUGUGGCUCUUGGGUUGUUGUGGUUUCACCACGGGAUGGUGGUGUGGCCCUCUAGCCAUGAGUCCCAUAUUUUAUGAAAUGAGUUUGGGGUAUCAUGUAUUUGUGCUUUUAGUUUGUCCAUGUCUAUGCUAUCUGUUAUUUUAUGGUAAAUUUGAUUUUGAGUCGGUGUGUGUGCGGUUGACCAAACUCUGCGGCUGGCCAAGGCUAUUCUAGCUAUGAGUUUAUUUUCGUUGCGGGUGAAAGGGUCGAUGGGUUUUGAGAGUAGGAGAGCCCAGGGGUCUAGGGGUACUGGUCUGUUGAGUAUUCUGGUUAAGAGGUUUAUUAUGGAUUUCCACAGGGGGAUGAGUUUGGGGCAGGUCCACCAGCAGCGGAGAAAUGUGCCGGUUUCACCGCACAGUUUCCAGCAGAGGUUUGAGGGAAUACGUUUCAUCGCCAUAAGGCAUUGGGGUGUGAGGUACCACCGGAAAAGCAUUUUAUAGGCUUGUUCCUUGUGGGUAAUGCAGCUUGAGAUUGAUUUGGUGGCCAUCCAGAUGUCAGCCCAGUCUGUGGGGUCCUCUGGGGUUCCCAUGUCCCUUUCCCAUGCUGAGAUGUACGGUAGUGCUACCUGGGAGUGGUGGGUUGUCAAUGUUAUAUACAGGUCAGAUAUUUGGCUCUUUCAGGUGGUGAGCGGAGGUUGUCCCACUCGAAUUCGGUUAGGGCUGAUGGCUGCUAAUCGGAUAGCGUCUGUUGCUGCGAAGCUGUGGAGUUGUAGGAAUCUGAAGUGGUUGAAUGUAGUUAAGGAGUCAUCGUUAGGAAUGUCUGUAUGUUGCAAAAGUUUGCCAUUGGGAUAGAGGUGUCCCAGUCUGGCUAUCUCCUUCUCUUCAAAGUGAGCGUAAUGUUGUGGAGUUAAGCCUGGUGGGAACAUUUUGUUGCGGAGAAUUGGGGUGAGGGGUGAUAAGCCUGUGUACAGGUCGAAUUUGUCGCUGAGUCGGUCCCAGAGGUCCAGCGACUAGGUGAUUGCUGGGGAGGUGGCGGGUGGCAGUGGUCUGUGUUGUUUUUGGAGCCACAUAUAUUGUGAGGGGUGGUCUCGUCUGAAGAUGAGGUGUUCAAGAUCUACCCACCGCUUGUGGGUUGGGGAGAGGUGCCAGUGUUGGAUUUGCGCUAGGUGCGCUGCUUGUUGGUAGUGUGUGAGGUUGGGAAGGCCUAAUCCUCCUGAAGGUUUGGGGACAUACAGAUUAGAUUGGCGGAUUAAGGGUUUAAGUCCAUUCCAGAUAAAGUGGUCUUUUGCCGUUUGUAAGAGUUUGAGGUCGGUCUUCUUACAUGGGAUGGGUAGUGCUUGGAAAGCAUAUAGGAAUUUGGGUAGGAGAUUAAUUUUUACAGAGGCUAUUCUCCCCACCCAUGAUAUGUUCAUGGGUUUCCAACGCUGAAGGUCUGCGUGUGCUUUACGGAAGAGGGGGAGAUAGUUAGUAGUGUAUAGGGUGUUGGUGUCAUUGGUGAGUUGAAUGCCAAGGUAGGUGAUUGUCGUUGGGCAGAUGCGGAAAGGAAACUUGCGUUUCAGGGCGUUAAGAGUGGCUUCGGUAAGUUUGAGGGGCAGUAGGUCUGAUUUGGUGGCGAUAAGUUGGUAACCCGAGAUUGUUGAAUAUUCCUGUAAAGUUGACAGAAGGGCUGAGUCGGGGUUAGUCAGGGUCAAGAGAACAUCAUCUGCAUAUGCUGCGAUUGUGUAUGUUUCGUCUCUGAUGUGGAGUCCCUCAAUUUGCGGGUUGUUUCUUAUGGUGUCUAGUAGGGGUUCGAAGGACAAGGCGAAUAGGAGUGGGGAAAGGGGACAUCCUUGGCGAAUGCCGUUUAGGAUAGGGAAUGGGGAGGGGGAAUGUUGGGAAUUAGUAGCUGUGCGGUUGGGUUAUGGUACAUUGCUUGUAGGAAUUGGGUAAGUUCAGGCGGGAAUCCGAAUUUGCUAAGUACUUCGAAAAGGUAGGGCCAUAAGAGUCGGUCGAAUGCCUAAAAUAUUUUUCCUAUUUAGCUAAGCUUAUUUUAUCUUGGUUCUAAUUAGAUUUACAUAGAUAAUAUUCAGGUGUUAACUUUCUUGCAGUUGUGUAAGCUUUGAUACAUUAGUUUUACAUAUCUCCCGGAUGGUCAAAUCUAAAUAGUUAACUAGUUCAAACAGUAUCUGGCUAACGUGUUACCCCACAGAUUCUGCAGAUUGGCCUUUAACAGUGAUGUCAAAAGGAACAUUUUUAUUGUAUUAAUUUAAUAAUAUACUGUAUUCAUGGGCAAAUAACAUAUUUUCUAAAUUUUUGUAUGAACAUUGUUAAACCAUUUCACGUUGACUCAUUCACAAAAUGUAUUAAUUUACAUGUGCAAUAUUCAUUAGGACUGAGUGGAGUUAAAAGGACACUCCACUGCCUAAAUGCAAAAUAAAUAAAAUGACUAGUAGAUAUACACAAAAUGAAAACUAGCAUCUAUUUAAAUGCACAUUCUAAAAGUGGGGUUAUAUUUAAAAACCGCUUGCAAAAUCUGCUGUUGCUUAUCUACAGCCUUUACAAGCCCUCUCCUCCUUACCCCACUCAGACUUUAUGUGGCUGUCCAAUCACAGACUUCACAGGAUAUGAAUUCACAGUGAGGGCAGUAAAUAUAGGAUAUGUAUUCACAGUGAGGGCAGUAAUGUUAGGAUAUGUAUUCACAGCAAGGGCAGUAAAUGUAGGAUAUGUAUUCACAGUGAGGGCAGUAAAGAUAGGAUGUGUAGUCACAGUGAGGGCAGUAAAGUUAGGAUAUGUAUUCACAGAAAGGGCUGUAAAUGUAGGAUAUGUAUUCACAGUGAGGGCAGUAAAUAUAGGAUGUGUAUUCACAGUGAGGGCAGUAAAGAUAGGAUGUGUAGUCACAGUGAGGGCAGUAAAGUUAGGAUAUGUAUUCACAGUGAGGGCAGUAAAUAUAGGUUGUGUAUUCACAGUGAGGGCAGUAAAAAUACGGUAUGUAUUCACAGUGAGGGUAGUAAAUAUAGGACAUGUAUUCACAGCACGGGCAGCAACGAUAGGAUAUGUAUUCAUAAUGAGGGCAGUAAAGAUAGGAUAUGUAUUCAGAGUGAGGGCAGUAACGAUAAUAUAUGUAUACACAGUGAGGACAGUCAGUGGUGUAUCCUGGUUUUGUGCUGCCCUAGACAUGACAAAACUCAGGUGCCCCUGCCCCGCCGCUCCCCCUUCCUCCGCCACCCCUCCUUCCCCUCCUUCUAAAUACACACACAUUCACUGACAGACACACAUACUCUCUCACUAACAGACACACACACACAAACUAAAAGACACACACACUAAGAGACACACACACUCACUCACUAACAGACACAGACACACUAACAGACACACACACACACACUCACUAAGACACACACACACACUCACUAACAGACACACACUAACAGACACACUCACUCACUAACAGACACACACACUCACUAACAGACACACACACACACUCACUAACAGACACACACACACACAAACACACUCACAUUUAAAAAAAAUGCAAUCCCCCCAGCCUCCUUACCUUUGGGAAUGCUGGGGGAGGUGGUUCUCCCUUUCCCUGUGGUCCAGUGGGCUGCUGGGCGGGCGGGCGGAGCUGGUGAGGGAGCAUUGAUUUGUGAUUUCUCUGCUCAGCUGGUCACCUGGAGCCAGAAUAUGAUGUCAUAUUCCGGCUCCCGGCAUCACUCUGCGGCGCGAGGGAGCUGAGCAGAGAGCUCACAAAUCAGUGCUUCCUCGCCAGUGCCGCCUGCCCAGACCGGAUUUUUUGACAUCAUAUUCCGGCUCCCGGCAUCACUCUGUGGCGUGAGGGAGCUGAGCAGAGAGCUCACAAAUCAGUGCUCCCUUGCCAGUGCCGCCCACCCAGACCAGAUUUUUAGUUAGCCGCCAGGCUAACAAGACAUUUGCCUGGGCAUUUGGGGGAGGCUUUUUUUGCCGCCCCCUGGAAAGUGCCACCCAAGGCAAAUGCCUUGUUUGCCUCACGGCUAAUACAUCCCUGAGGACAGUAACGAUAAGAUAUGUAUUCACAGUGAGGGCAGUAAAGAAGAUAUGUAUUCACAGUGAGGGCAAUACAUAUAGAAUAUUUAUUCACAGGGAGGGCAGUAAAGCUAGGAUGUGUAUUCACAGUGAGGGCAGUAAAGCUAGCAUUUGUAUUUAUUGAUGGCAAGGUUGUUGUUGUAUAAGCCUUUAGGAAAAGGUUGGAUACAAUAUGAUCCCAUCAGAGUUGUAUGUAAGGGAGGGUGAAAACAGGCAUUCUUAUAAAAAUGUUUGAGUCAUUAUCUUCAAUUAGUUCAGCAGAUAAAGACAGGGCAGAUAUUAUUUCUGCAAAUUUGUUAUUGUUUUUGGCAAAUAUGAUAUAUAUAUAUAUAUUGUACUAUGCGUGUACUGUUGCUUAUACAAGUUAUAUCUCCUGAGCCAUUAAAAUAACUUCUAAUGACAAUAAUUGCUAUGAAUCAUUUAGUAAUAAAUCAGACCGUCUACCUUUGUAUGGAGCAUAGAAUGUUCCUGCACUGAUUUUAUAGGAAUAAUUAUGUAAAAAACAAUAAAAAACUAGAAAAGUUACAAUUUCUGGGGAAAUUGUGUGAAGUGUUCUUGCCUCCACCUGUAGUCUACAACUGGAGUGGGCGGAGUAACUGUUAUCAUUUACAUAGCACAUUUAAUUGCAACGUUGUUGCACAGUUACAUUAAACCAUACAUUUAUAAAAACAUUAGCAGGUGUUCAAAAGGCCCUGUCUAUGACAUCACUUGCUGCUGCAGCCUGGCACAGGUCAGAGUAUUUUGGCGGUUGCCAUCUUCAAACGGUCGUAUUUUAAAAACUAUAAAAUCCUACAGCGAAGAGCUUUAUAUUGUGAGAAUCACAAGACCCAGACCUACAUUUUGAUGCAUAGUAUUUCUCUGAAGUAUUAAAAAUGAAGGCACAGUCGCAGUUUAGAAAUUGCACUUCAAAUUUGAGCUUUGUAGAGUGAAGUUUCAAUGAAUGUCAAUGGACGGCGUUGGUUGCAAACAAAUGGUCAUAUUGUGAAAACUAUCAGGACUACGGCUUAGCCGUUGACAUGUUUAGUGGCAGCAGGGAUAGCUGAACGUUUUGAUAUAAGAUUUGUGUAGGUGGGCCUGAAAAUAAGGGAGUGGUGGCAGUUUAGAAAUCAUGUCCUGAUUUUUCAGCUUUUGGCAGCUCCCACUCUAGCUUUGCCAUUCAUUCCUAUGGGACAAAUUCGCCACAAAAACGACGAUAUUCCGUGAACCAUUCGGCGAAACGUUCCACAAAGUAAUAGCAAUCCGAUCGGGAACAAUCUGCACGUUUUGGUAAAUUUUUGUCUAUGUAGUGUAAAAACUGUGGGAGGAGUUAGGGUGGCAAAUUUUGCUAUAAUAAUAAUAAUAAUAAUAACUAGAAAAGCUACAAUUUCUGGGGAAAUUGUGUGAAGUGUUCUUGCCUCCACCAGUAGUCUACAACUGGAGUGGGCGGAGUAACUGUUAUCAUUUAUAUAGCACAUUUAAUUGCAACGUUGUUGCACAGUUACAUUAAACCAUACAUUUAUAAAAACAUUAGCAGGUGUUCAAAAGGCCCUGUCUAUGACAUCACUUGCUGCUGCAGCCUUGACACAGGUCAGAGUAUUUUGGCGGUUGCCAUCUUCAAACGGUCGUAUUUUAAAAACUAUAAAUCCUACAGCAAAGAGCUUUAUAUUGUGAGAAUCACAAGACUCAGACCUACAUUUUGAUGCAUAGUAUGUCUCUGAAGUAUUACAAAUGAAGGCACAGUCGCAGUUUAGAAAUUGCACUUCAAAUUUGAGCUUUGUAGAGUGAAGUUUCAAUGAAUGUCAAUGGACGGCGUUAGUUUCAAACAAAUUAUUAUAUUGUGAAAACUAUCAGGACUAUGGCUUAGCCGUUGACAUGUUUAGUGGCAGCAGGGAUAGCUGAACGUUUUGAUAUAAGAUUUGUGUAGGUGGGCCUGAAAAUAAGGGAGUGGUGGCAGUUUAGAAAUCAUGUCCUGAUUUUUCAGCUUUUGCCAGCUCCCACUCUAGCUUUGCCAUUCAUUCCUAUGGGACAAAUUGCGCCACAAGAACGACGAUAUUCCGUGAACCAUUCGGCGAAACGUUCCACAAAGUAAUAGCAAUCCGAUCGGGAACAAUCUGCACGUUUUGGUAAAUUUUUGUCUAUGUAGUGUAAAAACUGUGGGAGGAGUUAGGGUGGCAAAUUUUGCUAUAAUAAUAAUAAUAAUAAUAUAUAUGUGAGAUAACAUUAAGUGGUCUUGCUAUGCAAGAACACUUAAUAAAUUUAAAAAAGCUGUCUUAAUUACUCCUCCAAGGUGUUUCAGUGUGAAAAGCUGAAUUUGAAGACAUUCCCACUUCUGCCAUGAUGUAAUAUCUUCCACUUUGGACACACUGUUUGUCUUUGUUUCACGACAUAGCGGUAUAUCUUCCAAACACCUGAUAAAAGUACAACUUUGUGUCCAUUGCUCAUGUGAUACAUUUCUACUUAGAUCACUGAUGCUAACAAGGAGGGCAAAUUGUCAUAGUGAUGAACACUAGGCAUUAUUAAAUCUCUGAUGGAAGGCAAAAAGUGCCCUGUGUUGUUUCAGGUGGGGUCUGCACGAUAUAUCUUCUGAGCACUGUCUCCCCACUGCCUUCUGGUUGGACAACCAUUGAGUUAUUUGAUUAAUUAGUGCUUAAGCCAAGUCUGAAGCAUAUUGCAUAACAGGGACGCAAUUCAUUUUGAUAGAUCGAGCGGGGGCUAGUGGCUUCAGGAUGAAAGUGACCUGAUUUUCUCUUUGCCAAACAAGAUCCACACAACUUAAUACACGUCAGAUGAUUUAACUCCAAGAAUAAAUCACAUCAAUGUGUAAUGAGCGGGGUUUGAACGGCUGCAAGGAUUUUCUGUGGUUGCAUUCAUGCUUCUAUUUUUAAAAUAAUAAUAACUUGAUCAAUGCUAGGGAUGCUAUAAGGGGAUGCUGCAAAUAUAAAAUAUCCUGCUUUACAAAACAUUUAAUAUAUUUAAAAUGAAAGCGUUUUCAGAUUGAUUUAUGUUUAUUUUCUUGUGCAUUUAAUCUCAAUAGUAAUUUUUAUGUUAAACAAAUCUUUGAUUUCCUGUUUAACGACCUUGAUUUAAUAUCCAUCAAACCUUGUUUUUUUUAAUUUCAUCUUCUUCCAUUCAUCUCAUUCCAUUCACUAAGUUCCAUCCUUGUCAGUUUCAUUCAGACCUUUUCUUUUAAUUCACUAUCGAUGUUAACAGUACCUCCAUUUCAACCUAUCCUGUUUCCCCACUAAACUGUAAGAAGUUAUAUGAAAUCCUUUGCCUGUAAAGUACACAGUGGGGAGCGGAUACUUAUAGCACAUCGGUUUGAGUGGACAACUUGACAUGAACCCUCACCAUCUUUCUCUAUCUUCUUCACCAAAACCACAUACUCUAAAACAGAGGUAGGCAAUAUUUGGCACUCCAGCCAAAUUACUGCGGCAAACCAUCAGUGGAGAUGUAGUCCACAUCUCUGGAGUGCCAAAGGUGGCCUAUCUCUUCUCUGGGUUCUAGUUAGUGUGCUUGUAGCAUAUCCAUCUUAGCUUCAUUGAGGAGACACUUCUGAUGCCUUAUGUUCUAAGAAUAUUUUUUUAUGUAGAAGCCAGCAUGAAUAUAGUUAAAGGGACACGAUAGUCACCAAAACAACUUUAGCUUAAUAAAACAGUUUAUCUCAAUUAUCUGUCAUUUAGGAGCUAUAUCACUUUUGUUUCUGUUUAUGCAGCCCUAGCCACACCUCCCCUGGCUGUGACUGACACAGCCUGCAUGAAAAAAUGGUUUCAUUUUCAAACAGAUGUUAACUUACUUUAAAAGUUUUUAUCUUGGGACGUGAUGACGUGACACGGUCAGGCACCAGGAGGCGGGGUUUAGGGUGCUGACGGACCAGCAGACAAAAAGCAGCCACGAGGUAGUGGCGUCCGAGCAGAGGGGAACGAGGAGACGAAAGAUAUAAGUCUAUAACAAGAACUGUUGCUGCAGGACAAUAGGAGAUCGAAGGUUGUAGGUCUCCACUUGAAAAGUCUCCAAAGCAGAGGGACAGAAUAUAUAUAUCCAGAGAAAAUAAGCUGCAAUACUGGGGGGGGGGGGGAAAUCCUCUGCAUUACUGGAAAAACAACGGAAAGUGCCAAAUGCAAGUAUAAUAAAAAAAUCCAUAUGAGUAAAAAAAUGGUGAUGGGAUUCUACAAAGAAUACAAUGAUAUAUUAGUGAUCUAACUUGGAAAUAUAUAAUACCCACAAACUUCAUCUGUAUAUAAACAGUGUAUCUAAAUAAUCUGUAUAUUAACGGAGAGAAAGUGAAAGGUUCAAAAUUUGCUUAAUUAUAUAUGUGGAAAACCUAGAGGAAAAGGCAGUUGCAAACUUUACUAUAAAAAUUGUGAUAAAUCAAAAAUCUAUACGUAAGUUAAAACAAAAACCUAAGGAUGAUGACAACUGCAGAAGCCUAAGAUUGGAACUACAUUAGUUUAUAUUAACUAGAAAGGAGAAUGUGAAGUAAAAAUGGAAUACAAAAGGAAAAGGAAAAUAAAGGGAAUGGAGAAAGAAAAGAGGAAAAAAUGUAGUGAAAAUGGCUACUGCAAAGACUCCAAAGAAAAACUAACUAAAAGAGGAUAGCAAACAAGAUAAACAAAUGCCUGCCUUUUUCUCUCCCCAAAAUAAACAAGGAGUUGAUCAUUCACGUUCAGAAGAAUCUCUUAUGGAGGAGAGAUGAAACUCUUCGUCUAAUUUACAAGAAUGUAUUAAAACAAAUCUGGAAAUCAAACAGAAACAUUCAAAAAGGAAAUAAGUAAUGAGUACAUGUCAAUUAAAACAACAAAUCGAAGAGAUUGGUAUGAAACUAACUAAAAUGGAAGGAAAAUAUGAAAAAAUAGAAUUCCAGUGUAAAUCAGCAAUUGAGGAUCAAGAGAGAAUGAAGAUGGAUAUCAAUAAUUUAGAACACAGAUUAAACCAAAUGGAGGACAGACAAAGAAUAAAAAAAAAAAUAUCAGACUAAAAAAUAUACCUGAGGACAUUGCCCAUGACAAGAUAAAGGAAUUUUUAUCAGAUUUUUUUUGCAGCGCUAAAUACCAACAUUACAAAAUCAAGAAAUGGUGAUUGAAAAUACAUACCGGGUGAGAAAACCACAAAAUAUGGUUAUGGUGGUAUUCUUUACAAACAAAACAGCAAAUAAUCCAAAUAAGUAGAACUAAGAAGAUAAUAGAAGAAAGAUUUAGAAACAUCACAAUAUAUCAAGACCUCUCAUUCUCAUUAACAAGAAUGUGAAGAAAAGUAUUCGCCCCAGCUCUGAUGUCACUUAAACAACAUAAUAUAAGAUAUCACUGGGGGCCUAACUGAACAAUAACAGUAUUUUGGAAAGACACAAAGAAAACGUUCGCUGAGGCAAGGGAAUUGGAGGAAUGGACCAAAGAACAAACACAAUGAAAAGAUUAAAAAACUAGUAGGGUGUCAUUCAGAGGAACAUGCAGAGAAGGGAAAGGAAAGAACAAGAAAGGUUUUUUUAGCACAGGACACUAAAAGUAAUACGGAGCAAGUCACAGAAAUAAGUGUCACAAGAGAAUGGGGAAGAAACACAGAGGACUGUGAUAAAGGACUUUUUUAAGCAUACAUAUGUCUAUAUAUAGAUUGGGAAUAAUGUAUAUGGUGAAUAGACGUGUGAAUAUAAGUGAAUUACACAAAAUAGAGUGUGAUCAGCACAGAUUAAAAGAAAGGAAAAGAAAGAGAAAAAGAGAAAGGAAAAAUGGAAUUAUAUAAAGGGAAAAGAAAAAGGCACAAGUUUACACAAAAAAAGAGUGACCACAAAAUAUAUGGAAAGGAAAGAGAGAAAAGGGGGGGGGGGGGCACUUUUUAGGGGGAUGAAGUUCAAAGGGGGGGAGAUAAGAGAGAAAAUUAUACAUAAAUAAAAGAUAAUAAACACACAAUUCUAAGGGUAAUAUAUAAAAGUGUUAGAUAAAUGAUAAUUUUUCGUUAAAAUGGGUGCGCUUACUUUAAAGAAAAAUUAUAAUUUCAUUUAAGUGGUAAGCCCUUUCUUUAUGGUUGGCAUUCGGUGUCUAAACCUCUAUAUCAUUAGCUAUAGUUCUUAUAUAUGCUUUAAUGGCCAGAAGUGACAACAAGGGAUAAAUGAAUAUUUAUUAUGGAAGUCGCUGGCCCAGGUCAACCUCUGAAAAUACCCCUGCUUGGAGAUCACUUAGUACAUCUCAGCUCUUGACAUUAUAGGGAACUGUGUCAAGGAAUACAUUAAGAGGGUGAUGGAGGUCUCUCCUUUUUUAAGUGAGAAAAUAUGUGGUUUUACCUUUUUUAGGUGAACCUUUGUGUUGUGUAGAAGUUUUUUUGUGUUGAUCCUGUGAGGAAAGCUAAGAAUGGGACUAAGAGUAAAUGAGAAAGAUAGAAUUCUGAAGUGCAUCUCUAUGAAUACUGGGUUUGAAUCCCCCAUUUGAAAGGAAACUUCUAUAUGAAUUACUCAGAUAGGAACAGAUAGAUAUAGCCAUGAUACAAGAGACUCAUUGGUAAAUGGAAGAGAAAAUUAGAUGGAGAUAUGAGAUGUACAAAGAAGUUAUACAGGCAUCUCUUGAGAGGAAAAAAAAGAGAGGAGUUGCUAUUAUCUUCUCAAAAUGGCUUAAAAAAUAGAUAUUAUAUACAGAGGUAGAUAACUAAGAAAUAUAUCAAAUCCUAGUUUGUAAGGUAGACUCUGUAAAAUACACUUUUAUAAACCUCUAUCUUCCAAAUAUAUCACCAACAAAGUAUCUAAAAAAGAUAACGGAUAGAGUAGAAAAGGUAAAAAUGGUAAUGUUAGUUAUUACAGGGGACUUUAAUUGUGUCCUGGAUACGGUAUUGGAUUAAAAAAAAAACUAAAGAUAACAGAAAAAUAAGUAACCAAUUAAAGAAACAAUCUAACAUUCUAAGAAAUAUUAUGAAAGAAAAUAACUUGUUAGAUAUAUGGCGAGUCUAUCAUGUAAAAGAAAACACAUUUACACAUUGUUCUAGAGUACACCAUUCGUUAUCUAGAAUUGAUCUGGGUUUGGUAGACAAUAGUUUAGUAGAACAAAUCCAGAAAAUUAUAAUAAAGGAGAAUCCAUGGGCGAAUCAUGGCUAUAAUUUGUUCGACACAAAAGAUUUAAAAAAAUAUAAACCUUUUAACACUUGGCGUCUGUAUGAUUAUAUCCUUUCCAGAAUGGAAGAUGAAAAAUAUAUUAGAAACUUAACAGAACUGUAUUUCAAAGAAAAUAAAAUGGAAAAAAAAGGAAUGUCUUAUGCAAUGAUCUGGUGUGCUGUAGUAAGAGGAUAUUUGAUAAAACUCAAAAGUAAAAUUCAAAGAAAAAAAGGAGCCUUGAGGGAAGAGCUAUAUAUAGAAUAUUCUAAAUUAUCUAAAAAUAAUUAAAAAAAUCUAACUAGUUAAACGAUAAAACAAUUAAAUUAUCUUAAAGAUAAAAUUAACAAAAUAGAAAUUGAAAUCGAAUAGAAAUUGGAUGCAGAAAAGGCCUUUGACAGGGUCGGAUGGGAAAAUAUGUUCGGGGUGCUGGAGUCUAUGGGUUUUGGUGGUUGGGCAGCAAUUCAAACUAUAUAUCAAGAACCAAUGGCUAUGGUGGUAUGAAUAGAUCUAUGUUCCGAUUGUUUUUUGUUAGGUAAUGGCACCCGACAAGGUUGCCCUCUUUCACCAAUACUAUAUAUACUAUCUAUGGAGUCUCUAGCAAUAAGAAUAAGGGCAAAACAUGAUAUUAAGGGGAUUUCAACAGCCUCUAAAGAACUGAAGCUGUGUAUAUAUGCUGAUUUGGCCGAUCCAAUUGUUUCUGUUGCUCAUUUGAUAGAUGAGAUAAUGCAAUAUAGUGAAAUAUCUAAUUAUAGAUAAAUAUAGAUAAAUCUGUUAUUAUGUUUAAAAACUGUGACGCUGGUCUAAAAAAAAUCAAUACUAGGUAAAUAUGGCUUUAAAGAAACUAAAAGGAAUUUUGAAUAUUUAUGUAUAAUGCUAUCGGAUAAAACUAAUAGAAUAGUAGAAGAUAAUUUCUUAAAACUGAUUAGAUUAACAAGUCUAACUCUAAAAAAUUUAAUACUUUGCUAUUGAGUUGGCUAGGAAGAAUUAUUAUCAUCAAUACUUACAUAAUUCCCAAGUGGACCUAUUUUAUUUUUAAAUGAUUCCACUAGAUACCUGACAGCUGGUAGAGAUUAUACAAAUAAGUUUUAGAAACUUUGUAUGGAGAGGGAAAAGACCCAGCAUUAAUUUAGAACAGUUGACUAAUAGCUUGGGGCAUGAGGGUAUGAAUUUCCCCAAUAUCAAAAAACAUUAAGAAGCCAGUAUAGUCCACCAUAUUAAAAUUCUAACUAAAAGGGAAGCAAAAGAAACAGGAUGGUUUAUCUUGGAAACUCAGUCAUUGCAUAAUAUCAUAAUAUCUAUUUAAAUAAACUUGUUUGGCAGAGAAAAGGAUAUCUGGUAUUGAAAAAAAAUAAAAAAAUAAUUUUAACCCACAUAUUUUCAGUAUGGUUUAAAUUAAGAAAAAAGAUGAAAAAUACUGGAAAGAUAUAUGGAUUUAUGGAAUUGGAGAUAUUGGAAUCUCUUACAGAUGAUUUAAAACUAGAUCUGUGGAGAGAAAAGAAAAUUAAAGACCUAAAUAAUAUAAUGAAGGAGGGAAGAAUGAAAAUGUUUGCAUCAUUAGUCCUAGAAUAUAAUUUACCAGAAUCUGAAAUAUUUAAUUAUUUAAGAGUUAAAUCACUGGUCUCGAGAAAUUUUGAUGAGGGGAAAAGUAAAAACUCCAUAUAUAUGAGAUCAAUUUUUGAAAUAAAAAAAACUGCAAAACAUCUAUUAAAAUGUUAUAUGUUGAUCAGAUCAAUGUCUCUUAUUCUGACAAAACAGUUGAAAAAAUGGGAAACUGAGUGUAAUAUUAAUAUUGAUAUUUGUGUAUGGGGUGAAAUACUAGUCAAAACAAAGACAAAAGUUCAGAAUAAAAUUCUGAUUGAAAACAUUUUAUAAAGUAUGUAAUAGGGGGUAUUUAGUGCCAACAAGAUCAAAUAAAAUGGAUCCUAGUGUUUCAAAUUUGUGUUGGAGAUGUAUGAAGGUAGUUGGAAGUUAUCUACACAUAUGGUGGAGUUGUUCAAAAAUGUUAAACAUUUUGGGAUCAGGUUUAUAAAACUUUAUAUGAUUGUUAUAAGAUUAAAAUUAAUAAAACUCAGAUAGCAGCAUUACUACACUUGGGUUGGCCGGAAUUAACAACAUUCCAAUAUUAUUUGACCACACAUAGCAUUUGGUCGUGAAGAUUCUCUUAGGAAGAAACUGGAAACAACCUUAAGAAAUUAGCUACUAUUAGCUAUUGAUAGCUACUAUCAGUGGGUAAAACAACUGACAUUACAAUUAAAGAUGGAAUUGGGCAUAUGCUAGAGAAAUAAUACCUCGGUCAGGAAUAAACUGUUAAGAGAAAAUGUUUGCAUCUUGUAUUAGCAUUUACAUAAAGUCCGAGUAAAAUAUGCACUUCAGAGUUUUUAAAUACAAGGUAUAUAAAGAUUAGAUAAGUACAUCCUUGUCCUCAUUAAGUCUUUUUUUUUCCUCACAGGUAGAAUGUAAUAUGUAUUAUUAUUGUCAAUUAUUUUGUUUGUUUAAUGUUUUGUAUUGUCUUUUAUAUGACAGAAAAAUCGAAAAUAAAGACUGUUUAAAAAUUUUUUUUUUUUAAAGUUUUUAUCUUGUACUCUGUGAAUCGAACUUUAAUUAUAAACAGGAGACUCCUGCAGGAUCUAGUAAGCUAUUAACGGAGCAUGAGAUAAGAAAUUCUAAAUUAAACAGAAUUUACAAUAAAGGAAGAGUAAACAUUAGAUUUCACUUUACAGGAAGUGUUUGGGAAGGCUGCGUAAGUCACAUGCAAUGAGGUGUGGCUAGGGCUGCAUAAACAAAGUGAUUUAACUCCUAAAUGGAAGAGAAUUGAGCAAUAAGACUGCAGGAACAUGAAUUAUAACCAAAAACUAUGUUUUUUUAAGCUAAAGUUGUUUUGGUGACUUUAGUGUCCCUUUAAGGAAGGAACAUUACAUGUUAUUUAAAAAGGCAUGUCUGAAUAGAAACUAGAUGCUAUUAUUCCUUCAGUUCUGUGUUCUAUCCAAAAAGAAAAGAUCUUAAAUGGAACCUUUUUAGAGACGGAUUAAGAUCCCCCGGGCACUAUGCAAGUUAUCAGUUACCAGUCGCCAAGGGUCGCCUUACUUGUUGAACAGAAAUUGCCUGAAAGACUUUAGAACGUUAUGAAUGGAGAGAGAAAUAUUCAUCUUUCCAUCUGUAUAUCCCGCAGAAAAGAAUAUUGAAACAUAAAAAUUCUAAAUUUUGGUCUUACAUUAUCCAAAAUGAGACCAGCAAGUACUUUAACUAAACUUAACUUUCUAUGUUAGCACUAAGCUUAUCUCAUGAAGCCCUGCUCACCAUAGAGUCUAUGCUUUGCCAACACAGCAAGGGAUUCUGGGAAUGAUUUUACAUGUUACAUGCUUUAUUUGGUUAAUGGUUAAUGUUUUGUUUUACUAUUGCAAAUCAUAAUAUUCUAUGUAUCAUUAGGGUAAUGUGCUAUGCACUUCUCUGCACUCCUAAUAAACACAUUUAAAUUAGAAAAAAAGAAACUGUCACAUGAAGAACACAGAAGGUGGGAAAAUUGAGAAAAAUUAUUAUUAUUUUCAGAAAUCUAUGGGAUAUUAAAAAAAACACACCCAGCUUAACCAAAUGUAACCUAGCCACACACUGCAACGAUCUGGGUCUGUGUUUUAAUUAAUAAAAACCAGCAUAAAUAACUAUGUGUAACCUAACCUACACAGUGCACCUAAUGUGUGUGGGAGCCUGGUGUGUCUCUUUAAUAAUAUAAACCCACCCAGUAUAACUGUAACCUAACCUACACAGUGCACCUAAUGUGUGUGGAAGCCUGGAGUGUCCCUUUAAUAAUAUAAACCCACCCAGUAUAACUGUAACCUAACCUACACAGUGCACCUAACGUGUGUGGGAGCCUGGAGUGUCCCUUUAAUAAUAUAAAUCCACCCAGUAUAACUAACUGUAACCUAACCUACACAGUGCACCUAACGUGUGUGGGAGCCUGGAGAGUCCCUUUAAUAAUAUAAACCCACCCAGUAUAACUAACUGUAACCUAACCUACACAGUACAACUAACAUGUGUGGGAGCCUGGUGUGUCCCUUUAAUAAUAUAAACCCACCCAGUAUAACUGUAACCUAACCUACACAGUGCACCUGACGUGUGUGGGAGCCUGGAGUAUCCCUUUAAUAAUAUUAACCCACCCAGUAUAACUAACUGUAACUUAACCUACACAGUACAACUAACAUGUGUGGGAGCCUGGUGUGUCCCUUUAAUAAUAUAAACCUACCCAGUAUAACUAACUGUAACCUAACCUACACAGUGCACCUAACAUGUGUGGGAGCCUGGAGUGUCCCUUUAAUAAUAUAAACCCACCCAGUAUAACUAACUGUAACCUAACCUACACAGUGCAUCUAACGUAUGUGGGAGCCUGGAGUGUCCCUUUAAUAAUAUAAACCCACCCAGUAUAACUGUAACCUAACCUACACAGUGCACCUAACGUGUGGGAGCCUGGAGUGUCCCUUUAAUAAUAUAAACCCACCCAGUAUAACUAACUGUAACCUAAUCUAAACAGUGCACCUAACGUGUGUGAGCCUGGGGUGUUCCUUUAAUAAUAUAAACCCACCCAGUAUAACUAAAUGUAACCUAACCUACACAGUGCACCUGACGUGUGUGGGAGCCUGGAGUAUCCCUUUAAUAAUAUAAACCCACCCAGUAUAACUGUAACCUAACCUACACAGUGCACCUAAUGUGUGGGAGCCUGGAGUGUCCCUUUAAUAAUAUAAACCCACCCAGUAUAACUAACUGUAACCUAAUCUAAACAGUGCACCUAACAUGUGUGGGAGCCUGGUGUGUCCCUUUAAUAAUAUAAACCUACCCAGUAUAACUAACUGUAACCUAACCUACACAGUGCACCUAACAUGUGUGGGAGCCUGGAGUGUCCCUUUAAUAAUAUAAACCCACCCAGUAUAACUAACUGUAACCUAACCUACACAGUGCACCUAACAUGUGUGGGAGCCUGGAGUGUCCCUUUAAUAAUAUAAACCCACCCAGUAUAACUGUAACCUAACCUACACAGUGCACCUAACGUGUGGGAGCCUGGAGUGUCCCUUUAAUAAUAUAAACCCACCCAGUAUAACUAACUGUAACCUAAUCUAAACAGUGCACCUAACGUGUGUGAGCCUGGGGUGUCCCUUAAAUAAUAUAAACCGACCCAAUAUAACUGUAACCUAGCCUACAAAGUGCACCUAACGUGUGGGAGCCUGGAGUGUUCCUUUAAUAAUAUAAACCCACCCAGUAUAACUAAAUGUAACCUAACCUACACAGUGCACCUAACGUGUGUGGGAGCCUGGAGUGUCCCUUUAAUAAUAUAAACCCACCCAGUAUAUCUAACUGUAACCUAAAAAGUAACCUAACCUACACAGUGCACCUGACGUGUGUGGGAGCCUGGAGUAUCCCUUUAAUAAUAUUAACCCACCCAGUAUAACUAACUGUAACUUAACCUACACAGUACAACUAACAUGUGUGGGAGCCUGGUGUGUCCCUUUAAUAAUAUAAACCUACCCAGUAUAACUAACUGUAACCUAACCUACACAGUGCAUCUAACGUGUGUGGGAGCCUGGAGUGUCCCUUUAAUAAUAUAAACCCACCCAGUAUAACUAACUGUAACCUAACCUACACAGUGCAUUUAAUGUGUGUGGGAGCCUGGAGUGUCCCUUUAAUAAUAUAAACCCACCCAGUAUAACUAACUGUAACCUAACCUACACAGUGCACCUAACGUGUGGGAGCCUGGAGUGUCCCUUUAAUAAUAUAAACCCACCCAGUAUAACUAACUGUAACCUAAUCUAAACAGUGCACCUAACGUGUGUGGGAGCCUGGAGUGUCCCUUUAAUAAUAUAAACCCACCCAGUAUAUCUAACUGUAACCUAAAAAGUAACCUAACCUACACAGUGCAUCUAACAUGUGUGGGAGCCUGGAGUGUCACCUAACUUGUGUGGAAGCCUGGAGUGUCCCUUUAUUAAUUUAAACCCACCCGUAAUAACUAACUGUAACCUAACCUACACAGUGCACCUAACGUGUGUGGGAGCCUGGAGUGUCCCUUUAAUAAUAUAAACCCACCCAGUAUAACUAACCCACCCAGGAUAACCUAACCUACACAGUACACUUGUGUGGGAUCUUGGAGUGCCCCUUUAAUACAAACCUGUAUAACUAACUGUAACCUAAUGUAUGUUGGAGCCCACAGUGUCCCUUUAAAAAUAUAAACUAACUCAGUAUAACUACCCGUAACAUAACCUACAAACACUACACACCUGUAAAUUUGUAAUUUUUUCCAAAUCAGAUGUUUUUACCAAAGAAUUCGUUUUUUUAUUUGCUAAAUCCCAAUAAAAUAGAAACUCUCCAGCAGCAUGUGUUGAGAUGUCCGUAGAGACAAAUGAGAAAGCUAAGUUUUAGUAUUCCACUGUUUUUAAUUACAGACAUGUAAUUACUUUCCAGUAGGUGUUGCAUUUUCAUAUGUAAAUUAGUCGAUUAAUAAUAUAAUAUUUAGUUACAUACUUGUGUAUUUAAAUAUAAAAAUGAUAAAUAAAUGCCUAGUAUAUAUCACUAUUGUUUGCUUUUUUAUUGAUAAAAUCAGUGGUGGCCAAAUAUAAAUUAUACAAUUACCAGAAUAUAAUGUUAACUUAAACGCAAUAACUACAGAGUUAGCAGUUACAAUGUAUUUUGUCCAACAAGUAAUAUAUAGCAAAACAAACUCAGUGAGAGCAGCCAUCUUGCUUUUAAAGCAGACAGGGUUUGAUAUAAUUUUAAUUUAUAUAUUUUUUAUUGACUGGAAGGAGAACCUAAUAUAUUAAAUAAUGUAAACUAUAGCAUAUCUAUUCACCAUCCUUUUCAUAAAUCACUUUCUAAAUGAGAUAGUUUGCAUUUAUAUUUUGUUAUGACAAAAUGUAUCCUUUGAGCUUUGAUAGAAAAUCAAAAUGGCUUCUCUGUAUGAGCAUGCUGCAAAAUGUUUUAAAUGACUGUAUUACAGCAACAUGGUGUCAUAGUAUAAUGAAAUCCAGAGUGAUAUAUGUUAUAUAUGGUUUUGCCCAGUUUACUUAUAUCAUUUAUUUAGUAUUUGACUUUGCCCUCCCAUUCACCCCUUCACCAGGUCCUGCCGCAUCCACGUAAAGAAUGCUGCCCGAAUACGUCUGCCUCAUCUUCCUCCAUUAUUCAUCAAAACUCCACCGGCUGCUCACUCCAUCAAGAUACAAAAUGAAAAAUGUUGACUCAGGCACGCAGCGCCUGCCAUGAUUCUUCUUUUACCCAUAUGUCUGCCUUCUGUGCCUCCAUUAUAUCUCCUACAUGAGUCCUCCUCUCGUUCUGUGACCUGCCCCCAUCUGCUUUCCUUAUUAUCUGAUACCUUUUUAUCUCUGUCUACGUAUUCCAUGCCUUAUGUCAUCUAUGCGAUAUCUACCAGUGGUUGACAAGACAGUCCUUAUGGCCCACCAACAAUCCAGGAUUUAUGUAUUUCCUGUUUUAUUCCAAUGGCAAUACUCACAAAACCUGUACUGGGUUGUGAGGACUAUUUUGGGAACCACUGCUAUGGACUAUUCCCUAGAUCUCACUGCCAUAUAUAGACUCUUGCCUUCCUCCUCCUUCCAUUUUAGCUACAAGCUCAAAACCUUGCCCUUGACCUAAACUUUAAUAGACUGACUAUCUCAGCAUUUUAAUCUCCAAUUCUAGGACUCGAUCCUUGACUGGCUCCUAACGCCUUUGUGUUUAAAAUGCCCCCAUGUUCUUUUGACGGUUAGCUAGUGGGAGGGUCAUUGCAACUUUUUCUUGACUUGUCUCUAUCGUUAAAUAAAGUUCUGUAUUGUGCUGCCAAAUUUUUUGGUGCUAUAAAAAUACAUGGUAAUAAAAACAACUUUGAAUUAUGGCUGAAAUUUAUUUUUUACAUAUUAUUACAAAUUUUCCGUUUUAUUUUGUUUACAAUUAGUCACUAAUUUGUGACUUCUCUGGAAUUUGAAGUAAAUUGAAAGUGAAUUUACAGUUGUAGACAAAAAUAUCCAAACUGGAAAGAUUCUCCAAUUUAGUUAUAUUUCUCACUAUUUUGGUCUACAAUUUGAAAUUAUCUUUAAAUUCCUGGCAGAUCACUCUUUAGUGAAUAAUCACGUUUGUGUCUACUACUCUUUUAAGUCACAUUCUAAGUCUAUGUCAUACUUUGCCAUUUUGGCUUUGUUCUGUUUACUAAUGAGCUAACAAUGUUAUGUUUCAAUUUCCAAUUGUAAAUCAAAAUCUAAAAUGGCUGUUCAGAAAAAAAAAACCUACUGAGUAUUAUUUUGCCAUUUCUACAACUCCUAGUUUAGUUAACAAAACUUUAUAUUGUUUACCACAAAGACACUCACAAAUCGUACAGACGUGUCUCGGUAAUUACUAAGCUGAGGUGUUCAAUACUUAGGUUGGUUGCGUUCAUCCUGACACUGAUUAAUGCCAUGUCCCUGUUGGCAACAUUCCCAUUUAAUCUCCAUAAUUGUGAUUAGUUUAACGUCUUUACUGCUAUGGCAAGUAAUUAUUUAAUUAAACCAAGCAUCGUACAUGAGUUAAUUAUGAUCAUGGCCUUGUGGUCUUAUUGAUUUAUUUGUAAUUAAUCAAACAAUCGUUAGGCUGCCAAUAGUUAUACUUGAUUAAUCAGUGUCAUUAUGGUUACAGUAACCACUUUGUAAUCACAGUAACCUAUGCACACAUUGGUUCAUUUGCGUACCAGCUGCUCUAUGGCCUAGAUUUAAAAAGUUCCUAUGCUGUCAGGGAGAUGGCUCGAUGGAUAACGUUCCACCCACAGUAUCGCAGAGAUCACAGAUUCAAUUCCAAGCAAGUUCUGCUCUUUUAGCAUUCAUGAGAACCGUUCAUUUGGUACUAAUAACAACAAGACCCCAAGAUGAAAAUGGCAAAAACCUAAAUGUACCUUUCCUGGUUAUAUAUUUGGAUAAUAUUGGAAUAAUCUCUAAAUUCUUGUAGAAAAUUCCAGGUCCGAUCUUAAAGAACUGUAACCAUGCCACUAAUAGAAGAUGUCUCCAAAUAACUGUAAUUACGUCAUUCACAGUCUGCCAGUUCUUAUAUGGGCACCUGGUGUGGGACGUAAUCUGUCCAGAAUUCAUAGGUCAGGCAGAACUUCUUUGUAUGACAGAUAACGCAACCCUGAUUGCUGUCCAUUUUAGAUCUAUUUCUAUAAUUCUGUAGAAAGAGAAAUAAGGUAAGCACCCCUCAAAUUUAUACCUGUGAUCAGUGUUUAAUUUAUUUCGCAUUAGCCAUGGAGUUAUGGCCGAUUCCUCUAGUCACAGUGAGCUAGUGUUCCACAUCAUUUAGAAUGUACAAACGUGUGCAAUACACAGUUUUCACAUAUUUUACAGUUUGCAUGUUGUUCGAGUCUCUGCAACUCUAAAUGGGUUUAACAGAUGUGGCCGUCUUCCUCCUUGUUCCUUGAGGAAUAUCGGAUAUCAGUUAUAUGUCAGGGAUAAGACUGUAAGAUGCCAAAACCAUUAUACGGCCUUGCCCUAUGUUUUGUGUAAUGGGGACCUGCCUGUAUUUCAGUCUUCUGCUACCUCUGUAAGUGUUGGCAAUGGUAAAAGUUCCCUCUCUACUGACACUUGUAAAUUAAAGUUCAUUUAAGGGCCCUUGAGUCCGACUUUACCAGUUGGGAAAGCUGUUAAGAUUUUGUGUGCCUCUUACACUUUGUAUCUAUGUAUAGCUGUUCUGUUCUUUGUAAUAGUUUGUCCAUUUGCUUUCCAUGUUGUACAGUGCUACAUAAAUGGUUGGCAUUCUCCUAGUAUAAAAUGCUACUAUUAUACAUGUAUAUAAAUGAAAAAGAGGAAUACCGCACACUUAAUAAAAUCCUGGUGUAGACAGACCUGGGGUGGGCUAACCCUCCCGUAGUAGAUCCUUGAGUGCCUAUACCACAAUUUUGUUUAACUACCAUUAUACAUUUAGACAUUAACCCAGGUGAUCUAGUGUGAAGUGUAAAAUCUGGCCACCUGCAGAUCACGCUAUGGUAUCAUGUCAUUGCUUCGGCAGGGGGUGUACUGGCAGAGUAGACGGCGAGGGAGCUCUGAUCUUUCUGCUCAACUGACGUCAUACUCCGGCUGCCGGCAUCACUAAGUGGCGCGCAAGCUGCAACCCACCUCGGCCACAAGAAGGCACAUGCCUUGUUAGCCUCACGGUGAAUACACCACUGAUGUCGUGGCCACAAAUAUUGAUCUCUGUUUGAUCACGGUUAGAAGGAAUUGUAAGUGGAACCCAAAAAUGACCUGACAAACGAUGAAUGAAGCCAAAAAGGUUGACACGUGUUUGUGUGGAUUAAAGCAACAUUUGCUAUCCUGCCUGACAUCUUGAUCCUGUAUGGUAAAUGGCGUUGGAUAGUGACCCAUUCUCCAAUUGUAAAAAUAGUUCAGUGACCGAUUCUCCAAACCUACAGUGCUGAAAUAUGUGGACAACAAAAAAUAAAAAGUAUAAUCACAGGGCUUAUAAGGGAUAUAUCCAAUUUAAAUAUAUAGUUUCCUUAAUAACAACAUAUCAAAUUAAAAUACAUAAUUGUAUAAUUGGUCUUCAUACAAAUAACUGAACAAGGCUUCGUACGUGUUAUUCAUUAACAUGGGAAUUGUUGAGGAUUCAAAGUGACAUCAAAGUAAAUGUCCAAUUUAAAACCAACGCUACUGAACUGAAAACCCAGCUGACACCGAACUUUGCCAACUGGACUAUUCUCGACUAAACUUGGAAAUGAGUUUUUGAUUAAUUUGGUGAAUAGUGAAUAGCCCGCACUCUGUUAAACGAUAACAUGUCCUCACCAUGUCCAGACUGAGCUGCUAAUUACAUAGAAACCAUAAAAUGAUGUGUUUCCUUUUGCUUUAAAUAUAAUGAUUACAGGACAAAAGACAAGUUAUGUAAACAGGAAAUAACCCCCAAAAGUCUACCUUGUUUUUGAAAUAUAUGUUCUUGAUUCAUAGAGAUGUUUAGCAAAACAUUCUUACUCCACCCCACACGUUAAAUCCAAAUUGGGCGAUGCCAGUCACAUGAAGUGCUGAUGUUUGUAUUUUUUUUAAUCAUCUUUUACUAAAAUGGAGGUAUCUUAAAGCAUGUCCCUGAAUAAUAUUCUGGAACUUUGCAAAAAUGGGCCAAUCGAUGUGCUGCAAAAUGUAUUCAGAAAAUAAAUAUUAUCUAUCUGUUUUGCAGUACAUUAAUAGGAGCAUUCUCCCAAUAUUUGGUUCACAGAUCAAGUUUGAAGAAAUAACCAAUAAACGGAAAAUGAGGAGGAGCAUUAUAAAAAUAAUCUAUACUUCAGAGAUACACAGUUCGGCUGAACAGUCUUCUAGCCUAAAUUCAGACGACCUGGGAAUUAACCAAAACCGAAUGCACAAGUCUAUUUGUAAACACAUUUAUUAUAGUUUAAAGACACAUUAAUUGGAGUAUUAUUGCUGUGGAGCUCUGUUAUACACUCAGACACAUUACUGGGAGUAUUAUUGCUGUGGGGCUCUGUUAUACACUCAGACACAUUACUGGGAGUAUUAUUGCUGGGGAGCUCUGUUAUACACUAAGACACAUUACUGGGAGUGUUAUUGCUGUGGUGCUCUGUUAUACACUCAGACACAUUACUGGGAGUAUUAUUGCUGUGGUGCUCUGUUAUACACUCAGACCCAUUACUGGGAGUAUUAUUGCUGUGGAGCUCUGUUAUACACUCAGACACAUUACUGGGAGUAUUAUUGCUGUGGAGCUCUGUUAUACACUCAGACACAUUACUGGGAGUAUUAUUGCUGUGGAGCUCUGUUACACACUCUGACACAUUACUGGGAGUAUUAUUGCUGUGGAGCUCUGUUACACAUUCUGACACAUUACUGGGAGUAUUAUUGCUGUGGAGCUCUGUUAUACACUCAGACACAUUAUUGGGAGUAUUAUUGCUGUGGAGCUCUGUUGUAUACCUGUAUUACACAUUGGGAGUAUUAUUGCUGUGGAGCUCUGUUAUACACUCAGACACAUUACUGGGAGUAUUAUUGCUGUGGGCUCUGUUAUACACUCAGACACAUUACUGGGAGUAUUAUUGCUGUGGAGCUCUGUUAUACACUCAGACAUUACUGGGAGUAUUAUUGCUGUGGAGCUCUGUUAUACACUCAGACACAUUACUGGGAGUAUUAUUGCUGUGGAGCUCUGUUAUGCACUCAGACACAUUACUGGGAGUAUUAUUGCUGUGGAGCUCUGUUAUACCCUCAGGCACAUUACUGGGAGUAUUAUUGCUGUGGGGCUCUGUUAUACACUCAGACACAUUACUGGGAGUAUUAUUGCUGUGGAGCUCUGUUAUACACUCAGACACAUUACUAGGAGUAUUUUUGCUGUGGAGCUCUGUUAUACACUCGUACAGAUUACUGGGAGUAUUAUUGCUGUGAAGCUCUGUUAAACACUCAGACACAUUACUGGGAGUAUUAUUGCUGUGGAGCUCUGUUAUACACUCAGACACAUUACUGUGAGUAUUAUUGCUGUGGGGCUCUGUUACACACUCAGACACAUUACUUGGAGUAUUAUUACUGUGGAGCUCUGUUAUACACUCAGACACAUUACUGGGCGUAUUAUUGCUGUGGAGCUCUGUGAUAUACUCAGACACAUUACUGGGAGUAUUAUUGCUGUGGAGCUCUGUUAUACACUCAGACACAUUACUGGGAGUAUUAUUGCUGUGGAGCUCUGUUAUACACUCAGACACAUUACUGGGAGUAUCAUUGCUGUGGAGCUCUGUUAUACACUCAGAAACAUUACUGGCAGUAUUAUUGCUGUGGAGCUCUGUUAUACACUCAGACACAUUAAUGGGAGUAUUAUUGCUGUGGAGCUCUGUUAUACACUCAGACACAUUACUGGGAGUAUCAUUGCUGUGGAGCUCUGUUAUACACUCGUACAGAUUACUGGGAGUAUUAUUGUUGUGGAGCUCUGUUAUACACUCAGACAAAUUACUGGGAGUAUCAUUGCUGUGGAGCUCUGUUAUACACUCAGAAACAUUACUGGCAGUAUUAUUGCUGUGGAGGUCUGUUAUACACUCAGACACAUUACUGGGAGUAUUAUUGCUGUGGAGCAUUGUUAUACACUCAGACACAUUACUAGGAGUAUCAUUGCUGUGGAGCUCUGUUAUACACUCAGACACAUUACUGGGAGUAUUAUUGCUGUGGAGCUCUGUUAUACACUCAGACAGAUUACUGACAGUUUUAUUGCUGUGGAGCUCUGUUAUACACUCAGACACAUUACUGGUAGUAUUAUUGCUGUGGAGCUCUGUUAUACACUCAGACACAUUACUGGGAGUAUUAUUGCUGUGGAGCUCUGUUAUACACUCAGACACAUUACUGAGAGUAUUAUUGCUGCGGAGCUCUGUUAUACACUCGGACACAUUACUGGGAGUAUUUUUGCUAUGUAGCUCUGUUAUACACUCAGACACAUUACUGGGAGUAUUAUUGCUGUGGAGCUCUGUUAUACACUCAGACACAUUACUGGAAGUAUUAUUGCUGUGGAGCUCUGUUAUACACUCAGACACAUUACUGGGAGUAUAAUUGCUGUGGAGCUCUGUUAUACACUCAGACACAUUACUGGAAGUAUUAUUGCUGUGGAGCUCUGUUAUACACUCAGACACAUUACUGGAAGUAUUAUUGCUGUGGAGCUCUGUUAUACACUCAGACACAUUACUGGGAGUAUUAUUAGUGUGGAGCUCUGUUAUACACUCAGACACAUUACUGGGAGUAUUAUUGUUGUGGAGCUCUGUUAUACACUCAGACACAUUACUGGGAGUAUUAUUGCUGUGGAGCUCUGUUAUACACUCAGAAACAUUACUGGCAGUAUUAUUGCUGUGGAGCUCUGUUAUACACUCAGACACAUUACUGGGAGUAUUAUUGCUGUGGAGCUCUGUUAUACACUCAGACACAUUACUGGGAGUAUUAUUGCUGUGGAGCUCUGUUAUACACUCAGACACAUUACUGGGAGUAUUAUUGCUGUGGAGCUCUGUUAUACACCCAGACAAAUUACUGGGAGUAUUAUUGCUGUGGAGCUCUGUUAUACACUCAGACACAUUACUGGGAGUAUUAUUGCUGUGGAGCUCUGUUAUACACUCAGACACAUUACUGGGAGUAUUAUUGCUGUGGAGCAUUGUUAUACACUCAGACACAUUACUAGGAGUAUCAUUGCUGUGGAGCUCUGUUAUACACUCAGACACAUUACUGGGAGUAUUAUUGCUGUGGAGCUCUGUUAUACACUCAGACAGAUUACUGACAGUUUUAUUGCUGUGGAGCUCUGUUAUACACUCAGACACAUUACUGGUAGUAUUAUUGCUGUGGAGCUCUGUUAUACACUCAGACACAUUAUUACUGUGGAGCUCUGUUACACACUCAGAUACAUUACUGGGAGUAUUAAUGCUGUGGAGCUCUGUUAUACACUCAGACACAUUACUGGGAGUAUUAUUGCUGUGGAGCUCUGUUAUACACUCAGACAUUACUGGGAGUAUUAUUGCUGUGGAGCUCUGUUAUACACUCAGACACAUUACUGGGAGUAUUAUUGAUGUGGAGCUUUGUUAUACGCUCAGACACAUUACUGGGAGUAUUAUUGCUGUGGUGCUCUGUUAUACACUCAGACAUUACUGGGAGUAUUAUUGCUGUGGAGCUCUGUUAUACACUCAGACACAUUACUGGGAGUAUUAAUGCUGUGGAGCUCUGUUAUACACUCAGACUUACCAACAUUAUGGGGCUUCUAGAAAAGAGAGACAGAGAAAUUUGGGCCCACAAUAGGCACUGUCCCUAGUAAGCAGGGACACUUAGAAGGUAUGAUAUAUCACAGUUUGAACUAGGAAUAUUUCUAAAUAAUCGAUAUUUUAAGGAAACAAUUACUAAAACAUAGGUGACAGUUUGUGGUCCUUUUUACCCCAUUAAAAUAGGUUUUACUUAAUAAAAAUGUAUUUUGAUGGUCGCUGACAAUAAGCACUGCAGGAGUGAAUGUAAAUGUGAACUUGGGGAAUAGGGAUAGCGAAAAAUUGCAAAAUGAACAUACCAUCUCUGUGUCCUCCUCAACAACGUAACAAUGACCAGUGACUUUGCUCUCAUUCAACAUACAUCAUCCUCAUAUUAGCCCUGCACUACCAACCAAUCACUUGCAACUCACAUCUCCCCCAUACAGCAACCCUGCAGAGCACACUAUGGUAUCAUGUCAUACACAAUUUCAGACAAUUACAUAGCAUCCACAUUUGAUUCCCAAAGUUCCAAAAACCCGAAUCAGUCCUACUUAGCAUCAGAAUGUUAUCCACACAGAAUCCACCAAUGCACUAAACACAUUUUUUUUACAUUUUUUUCAAUUGAUUCGAUUUGGAUUUCUGAUUUUUUUUUUAGAUCAGAAGAAUUAAGGUUUGAAAAAUUUUGGAUUGAUUCCAACAAAAAUAGCUAUUGGGGAAAACCUUAAAUGAAGCAAAUAAAGAUGCCUAUGGUAUCCCUUUAACAAAAACAAAAAAUAUUCAGACUGUAAAUGAUUGAUUCAAAGUUGGCGUUAACUGACAGCAGCUAGUAACAGCAGGCACCAUAACCUGAAAUCUGAAUUCCACAUAAACCAAAAUGGCUGGCCUAUCGUUCUAUUCCGUUUAUUAAGAUAUGGAUACAUUUGUUUUGGAAUCUGGAAAUUCGUCUGAACUCCCGGUUAAAAAAGUUUAAAAACAUACAAUUGCAUACAAUGCUGCCUGUUGUAUUUAUAUCUCACCGUUCAUUCCGAUUCUGUGCAGCGAGGGAAUCCAGUUGGUCCUUUGUUCUCAUUUCCAAACUUGUAUUAUUUGUGCUUCGUUCAUCAUUUCUGCUUGUCUUUUUUUACAUUUCCACUCGUUCCGGGCUUCUCAGCCAUAUUUCUACUUCAUGUGAUUACAAUUUCCUGUGUUAAUUCGAUUUCCCUGCCAGUUUGUUUCUUAGCUAACGGUGAGUUCAUUUCCUUGCAGUGUGUCGAGGGGUUUAGAAGAAGGCUCCAUUUCUUUUAUUAGAUUUUAUUUUCCUGCAACCACGAUCAAAAAGUUACUUCUCAAGAGAGACUGAAAUUGCACAAGUUAACCCCUUCAUUACCCAGUUAUUUGCAAAUCAAUGACCACUAGAAUAAUUCUUAUUUUUUUUUGUCAUAAUGUUUUCUGUUUUAAACUAAUUUCCCAAAUGUAUUUAUUUUUUAUUAUAGACCGUUUGAGAAAUGAUUAUAAAAAUAUCAACUUUUUAGAAAGAAAUAACUUUUGUUGGUUUUAAAAUAUGAUCUAUGACAAGGAUAGGGAACUUCCGGCACUCCUGGUGUUGUGGACUAAAUCUCCCAUAAUGCUCUAGGUUGCCUACCCGUAACCUAGGAUGUAGACAUUAUCAUUGUCAAUGUAUCGGUACCCAUUCAAUCAAUCUUGGCUCAUUUCUACCCAUUAUAAAAACCUGUGAACAACCUCAUAAAGACAUUCUGUGCCAUCAAAGUCUUUCAGUCUACAAGCAAACAGGCCACGUAAUUGCCUAUAAAACAUACAUACGUGAGCAGGAAUAAUUAUAAAAUUAUAAAGUAUAAGUAUCUGAUAGUCUGGAAGACUCUGCAAAGUGAGCAGUUUGCCACUUCUUGCAAUAAUAUUACACGCUGGCACCUUAGCUAAUUAGUGGAAAGUUAGAAAGUACAGGCAGCUCUUAUGAGCACUUACAACCUGCAAAUAGAGACAGAUAGACACAGAAAAACAUGGUAAGAGAAGGCACACGGAUAUAUCAAUUAUGAGAUCAGAGAGUCGUAGAGGACUAAAUACAUAUUUUGCUAAACUGCUCUGAAUACUCUGGUGAGAAGAAUGAUUAACAAAAAUGUACAUGGUGAAAAAAAUAGUUUUGUUUCGAUUUGUUAACUUUCAAAUUUCAUUGCACUGAAAUUUGGAAAAAUUUGUGAAAUUCAAUGUGAAAUUCAAUGAGCAUUAUUCCCUAUGAAGGUAGCUGUCACAGAGUUACAAUGUAUCAGUUUAGAGCAAUAUCUGCUAGACUGCUAAAAGAUCAGACUUAUUUUUAUUUCAAUUUUCCGGUUGUUUAGCAAAUAACUCACUAGUUUGCCAUCUCUAUCAAAUUAAUGGAUCUGAAAUUAAUCAUUUUGAAUUCAUUGUUGUUUCAUUAGUUUUUUCGUCUACUUGGUAGAUUUGGGCGCUUCCAAAUUGCAGAGCCAGGCGAAAUUCAGAUAAAACCUGAUUUGGAACAAAACAAAAUUGCACAUAAUGAUUAAUUAUAAGGUCUGACUCCCACAUACAGCUUCACAGAUGGAAAAACAUAUUGGGAAACAAUUGUCACAUAAGACAAAUACACAGCUCGAUAUACAGUUAACAUCUCACCAUGAGACAUAAACUAGGAUGUGACACAUAACUACUUAACAUACUGACACUCUCCUCUUAAACAUAUUUAAUGCAGAACUUUACAGAGUCUGAAGAUAUCUCAGAAUUUCCAUUAUUGCACAGUCUGUUUAAUUUGGAAUCUCUUAUCUCCUGCUCUGUUGAUAGCCUGAUACAGCCUGCAGUAAACUCCUGUGUGUGAUUAAAGUUCAAUUUACAAAAAAAGGAGAUACAAACUGAUAACAUUGCUGAUUUUUUUUUUAAUGCACGUUGUGUGAGUCACAGCCAGGGAAGGUCUGGCUGAGGCUGCAGAAAUAGAAGUAAAAGGUAUUUAACUUGUACAUAACUUUUACAUAUAAAGUCUCACUUUUCAAAAUGGUCUCUUUUUGUAUCAGAUCAACUUGUAUCUCAGCAUUGUGUUCUUUUAAUACUACCUAUAUUAAAUUACUCACACUUAAUUAUAUUGGCUUGCAGCAACUAAUUGGGCUGUCAAAUGGCUUGGGAGAUGAAUGCAACUCAUUAUUACCAAGUUUGCUUUUACAUCAACGGGUAAUUUGACUUUGAUCUUGAAUAUUGAAUUUGGCUCAAUUUGGCAAUCAAAUUUUGGUUAGUUAGUGGACAGAAGUGACAAAGUGAGUGAGAAUUUAACAUAAGUUGAGUUCUGCAAUGAGCUAUCUGACCUUUAGUAAAUCAAAGCCAUUUUUCCAUCCCAUCAAAAAGUGCAUCAGCGGGGGGUGAGAGGGGGCACGCUCUGUGAUCAUAUAAAGAGGAAAAAAUCCAUUUAAAGUAGGAUUAGGUCAAAUAAUUCUAAUCUCCAGCUGAUCCAGACAAGAAAACCAGGCAACUGUGCACGUCUCAAAACUAACAAUUAUCUGGAACACAAGAGGAAGAGGCUGGCCUGCUCCUUCCACUCAAAGGCUGAACUUUGCAUGGUUUCCGAAUGUCCGAACCUCGAGAUAGCAUUAUGUUCUCCUAAUAAAUGCUUCGCUAUUAUGUAUUGUAUGUUUUAUAUUACAUGAUUUUUUAAAGAUGGUUAAUGCUAGCGUUAAGUUUAGGGUUAAAGUUGAGGAUAGGGGCUGGGGGUUCCACUGGGACAAACACACGCAUCUGUCUGCCCAAAAGCUGUAGGAGUUACACUCCCAAAUGGCAGCUGCUAUUUACAACUUUUGUCCUAAAUUCAGUCCCUCUCCCUUAAGAGAUUUGCCAGUAUAAAAAAAUGGCACGUUGUCUCCCCGGAUCCUCUCCCAGCAUGUGAGUUUUGGAAGAGGGACAGAAUGAAUGGUAUCACCCGAAGAGAGUAGCUGCCUCCCCUGGAAUUUAACCCCCAGUAAUUCCUGAUGUUGCUUGUGAUUGGGGAACCUGCAGAGUGUGACGUCACCCAUUGUGAUAUAGAAGGGUACGGUCUAUGUUUAUUUUUAUGAAGAUAUAAUAAAUCAAGUCAUGUGGGAAAUAAAGCAAUUAGUCUUGGCUCCCAAGGGGGAUCACGAUAUCACAAUGAAUGAUGUUAGCCUGAUGCAAGACGCAGUGAGACUAUCUUUGUCCCUCUUUCUCCAAGGGUUUGUUUGUCCUUUGUUUUCAUGUGAUGUGUCCAAUUACAUUUUAUUGUUACUUAUUAACCCUUUCAUAGCAAGGGAUUUGGCACGCUCCAUGACGUAUUUAAUAGCCCAUCGAUCAUUAACCCCGUUACUAGCAAAAACACAGGAACAAAUGUUUAUUUACUUUUUCUUAUUUACAGAUAACUUUGAGCCCAUAAAGCCCCACCUAUGAUUUUUGAGUCAUCCAUUGGGAUACAUUGUACAGAUCCAAGGGCUCAAAUGUCAAUCAUGAGAAAACAUGAAUAAUAUGUAAGCUGUUGUAGAAUAGCUAUUUUUACUGUACAUAAUACACUUAUGCAGGCAUUAUUAUUAUUAAAGAAAUACAAAUCUGAGUAUUUCCCUAGUUCUAUGUAGGAACCCCCAUCCCCACCACAUGCAAUACAAAUUAAUGAAAAAAAAGAUUUAUUAACGCUUUUCGAGCGCCGAGACUUUCUCUGCGCUCCUCACCUCACCCCGCGUCCUGUGACCAUGUCAUUCCUUCUUUAUGAUACUCCAAUCCAAUGCUCCUCAUAGAGUAGUAUUGGGGAUGUGAUGUGCAUGCGCCGCAAGCACAGCUUGCGCAAUCAAGCUAACCAAUAGGAAAGCAUCGUUUUCAAUGCUUUCCUAUGGGCUUCCGCAUCAUGUGAUCACUUUUACCCGUUUUUUGCAGCAGAAGCGCCUCUAGUGGCUGUCAGUAUCACAGCGACUAGACACGAAUUUAACGCUGCAAUGUAAGUUCCUAAAAAUUUUUACAUUGCAGCGUUACAAGGACAGGGACACAGCGCCCAAACCGCUUCAUUGAGAAACUAUAGUAUAGCAUCCCUUCAAUUAUUCUGUCAUUUAUAUAGGGUCAACAUAUUCUGCAGAUACAUUUUCUACAGGGUUUGUUUGUCUACAAUUCUUUAGGCGUUUUUUAUGUUUAACUCCUGUGUCAUGGCUGUUAUGAUGAUAGCCGUACACGGUAUGUGUUGUCUAAAAGUUGUUCACACCUGGAACAGCAAGAACAGACUAUUACUAAAUUUCUCACUAGUGAGCCAGCCUGGUGGUUUAGAAAUUUCUAUGUUGAUCUACCUCAGCCAGAUACCAUGGUAUGUAUUUGAUAGUACUUGAAGCCUCACUCCUAAAACUAAUAGCCUGAAAACGCUGCCAUGAUUGACAGCUGAUUCCCCGCUGCUGCAAUCCCUGCCGGGGUCAGUAGUCAACCUCAAAUGCUCAUAGAUUGUAAACUUGUUUGAGCUGGGUCUUCUUUCCCUUGCUGUAAUUGUAAAACACUGCACAAUCUUCUUGUGCUUUAGAAAUGUUAAUAAUAUGAUAUUGUACUAUGCAAGUAUUUUAUGGUUUUCAAAAAGGACUUUCUAGGCACCAGAAUGUAGUACUUCUGGCUCAUAUAGCCUAUCCCUGCAGGCUGAGCAUUUUGAGAAAGGGCAGUUUUUACACAAUGCCUAAGUCCACUUCUUGUGGUUGUCAUUCUGACAGCUAUUAGGGACUUCCUGGCUUCAGUUCUGCAAAGAUUGCAGGACCAACAUUCAGUAUCUCCAUGUUCUGCAUGGAGAUGCUAAACUCUCCGCAUAGAGAUUCGUUGAGUCAAUACAUCUGUUGGAGAAGAUGCUGAGUGUGCACUAGCCUUCCUAUGGGGAAGCGUUCAGUUGGCUGGUACCAUCAGAAUUGAUGAUCUCAACCAGUGGGGGUAAGGCAUCCAUGGCGAAAAUGUUUUUUUAAUGGAUACAGGGUGGGGGGGCAUGCAAAAGGCAUGUUUAUUUUCCUGUUACCCCUGCUCCUACAAUUCAAAUGUAUAUGUUUGCCCAAUUAUUGUCUAUAAAUAUUGUAGCUUGAUAAAUAACAUUAAUAUGAUCACUGAAAAAGUGAUAGUGGAGUAUUAUAUAUAUAUAUAUAUAUAUAUAUAUAUAUGUAUUGGAAAAGGCCUGUAAUAUAUUGAAAGCUACAGAGCCUUUGCCCAGCAGGCCCAGCUGGCCUGAGAUAUAACCAGAGAUGAAUAUUCAUGGCUUUCUCUAAUAUAAUUAAAUGGCAGCCGCGCUCAUCUUGAGUGAGAUACCUGCCUGGGGCUAAAUUAAUUGAGAGCAUCCAUAUAUUGCUUAUGUCAUCGGAAGACACCGGAGAGAGUGGAGAUUCAGAUCUGGUGGGAUUUCUCCAAGUGUAAGCUGACAAUCUCUUAAUGUCGAUUGGGAAUCAGUCAGGGUAUAUCUGGAGAAGAGAUUCGUAUUGCUCAGAUGGUGAUUUUCCAAGAAUAUCCCUGAUUUAUAAGCUAAGAUAAAAGAAUGGAAAAAGAAUGAACAACAUAAGCACACCUCAAAAAGCAACGAUUCUAUCAGAACACUAUUUUUCCUUCAAAUUUUUUAGAUAAUUCUAUCCCCAUCUCUCUCAAUACUGUGAAUACUCAGGCUAAAUUUUGUCUUGGAUUACAAAGCAGUGAAGAUAAAAAGUGUCUUAUAACCCCCCACUUCCCUCCAUCACUCGUACAAAACAUAAUAUUCUAAUAUUUAGCUUUAAUUUAAUUCUAAAAUUGAAAAUGAUACUAAUACUGGACUUCGAUUUAAUAUUUUUGGAUAGGCCUUUAAGAUGAUUUAAUAUCAUGAAAAAUAUUUUAUUUUGUGAUAUUUUGAUAUUUUUUAAUAUUUAGAUUUUUUUGUAUAUAAAUUUGGAUAAUUAAAAAAUUUUUUAAAGGUUUAUUCAAAAAUAUAAAAUUAUUUGAAAAGCUUAUAAAACAGUGUGAGUGCAAGGCCUUGGUUUGAAUGCUUACCAAUCUUGUUUACUGUUUUCUUAUUGGUUUGUGAUAAGAAGUGAUUUAAUAUUCUUAGAAACUACUUUUCAAAUGAUUUAUCUUCAGAAUUUUAAAUAGGCUAUACUGGUUGCUUUUGUAGAUAAAUCAUUUGGGACAUUUCCCCGACAGUAUUGAAUCAUUUGGAAAGCUUAUUAAAAUGAGGCAAUAGUUAAAUAAUAAAAUAUUUAAUUCCAUUAUGUUUAGACUCUUCAUUAUCUGUUAUUGCUGCUGAUCCAAAGACGGUGACAACCCAAUUUGGACCACCUUGAUAUAAAAAGGGGGAUGGGGGGGGGAAUUUCUAGACUCCGAACUGUCUGAUUUCAGCUUUAUACAAACAGUGAUCAUGAUUAUUAACUGACAAGUAGCAUGUUACAAUAGAGGACAAAAAUGCAAAAAUUAAUGAAAUAAAAAUAUAUAUAAAUAUAAAAAUAAAAAUUUAUGAAAUAAAAAUAUUCCAUAGUAAGAAACGCAGAACAAAAGACAAGUGUGAGUUAGUAUUUCUUGUUAAAUGAUGUAGAAUGUGUAAACCCUUUGUUAUCCUCGGGGUAGGUGAAACUGCUUUUUUCUUUCCUUUAAACAAAUUCCGCGCGAACAUGUGUUAGAGAAAAAAAUAUAGCACGCAGUGAGAUUAUUAUAGGGAAUUGAAAACCAACUUUAAUACAAUGAGAAACUCAUCAGAAUACCUUCAGAAUGAGAGGAAAAGUUCAACGUGGCCAGCUGACCACAUUCUGAACUUAAAGGGACAUUCCACAGUCCGAAAAAAACCAAAACAAUGCAUGCAUUUAAUUAUGAAUUUUUUUAAUUGAGGUGUAUCUAAAACAAGCUUGCAAACACAGCAGUUUGCAAGCCCUCCGCUUCUAACCCCGCCCAAACUUUUUGUGGCUGUCCAAUCACAGACUUCCCAAUGCAGCUCGAUGAGUCUUUGCAAGGCAGGUGCUCUGGGCAAUUGCUGACUCUUAAGUAUAGCUCCACUGAACUAACCAAACCAGGAAGUAACUAAACCUAUUGUCUGAUUGACAGCCGGGGGGUGGGGGGAUAAGAAAGGUUAAUUUAUAAAAGUUCUAUUGAAAUUUACACAUUUUGUAAAAUGGACACACUCUGCACACAUAGAGCACUUUAGCAAGCUAAACUGCUUUAGGAGUUUGAAAAUACAGAAAACACUAGUGCUAGUAGGUGUUUAUUAUCAACUAAAGUUAAAUACCAAGUGGUGACUCAAAAAGACAUCCAUGUGACUUUCCCCUAAAAGCAUACUAUUAUAAAAGAGUGACAAAACUAUUAAACAUAGUGGUCAAAACAGUGCUGUGGCAUAUAUACAUAAUAAACAAGUAUAAUAUAUACUUACUUAUACACUUUAACAGGUUUUAAUAAGUUAUAAGUUAAACUGUGAUUUUAAAAAAAAGACCUAACAAACUUUACAGCCAAGUCCUCCAAAAUCAAAAUAAGAAACAAUAUAAUAGACAGGUUUCUUAAAUUUCUAGAAGGUAAAGACUUUAAAGGGACACUAUAGUUACAGUCACCAAAACAACUUUAGCUUAAUGAAGCCGUUUUAGUGUACAUAUCAUGCCCCUGCAGUCUCACCGCUCAAUUUACUGUAAUUUAGGAGUUGAAUCACUUUUUUUUCAUGCAGCCCUAGUCACACCUCCCUGCAAACACUUCAUAUAAAGAGUCAUCUAAUGUUUGCACUUCCUUUAUUGCAAAUUCUGUAAAUUAUGCUUAAUUUAGAAUUUCUUAUCUCCUACUCUGUUAUUAGCCUUUUAGACCCUGUUAGAGCCUCAUAUGUGUGAAUAAAUUUCAAUUUGUAGAGCAGGAUAUAAACACUUCUAAAGUAAAUUAACAUGUAAAAAUGAAGCAAUUUACUUCAUGAAAGCUGUGUGAGUCACAGCCAGGGAGACUUCAGGGGCAUGAGCUAUACACAAAAACUGCUUCAUCAAGCUCAAGAUGUUUUGAUGCCUAUAGGGUCCCAUUUAGCUGGAAUCACCUAUCUCCUCCAGUUUACAGAAAAAAUCAAUUAUAGAAAGGGAAACCGAGAUGAGACAUUUUUACUAAAGAGCCAAUAGACUGAAUUGUUUUAUAGAGGGAGCAGUAUAACCUCACUUCUGAAACAUAAAUUAGUGUUUAACAUUUAUUCUGAUAAAGAGUUGGAUACAUUCUAAAAUAUAUAUUGAUAUUAAUACAUUUUAAAGGAAUUUGUAUACAAAAAAUCAGAUGGAGAAUGGAGGUAUAUCAGUCAGAACAGAUCCCUCUUACAAGAAUUAUUUUUUUACCCUAGAAUCUGUUCACUAACAGAGCUGUUAAUUUAGGCUCAUUCCAAAUACUUACAUUUAUCAUGAGUUGAAAGAGAGAAGUUGUCAGCUAAGAUGAACAUUCUAGAAUUGAUAGAACCAAUAAGCUAACAAUGGCCUCAGUUUAAUAUAUUUUGAUAACAUGUUUAAAUUAUUUUUUAAAAAUAAUUAAAAUAUCAAAAUGAUACCUUAUGCAAAGACGAUUUAUCAAAACAUUACAAAACUGAAUAUUGUCCAUAAGAUUAAAGUAUUUUAAAAGCUUUACAAAAAUAUUAAAUCAUUUGAAAAGCUUCUACACAAUAUUAACUUGAGGUCAAUGUGUUUUCCAAAGUGAAAGGUGGGAUGGAAACAUUUCUCAACAUUACGGAUGUCAAACAAUAAAAUAAAUGAUUCUAAGCUCAUUCACACACUAUGGCCUCAAUUUAAUUCCUUUCCCAGUGCUUUAUCUACACAAAUUCCCCCAGACUUUAAUGGUGACCAGAUAAAUCAUUUGAAAAGUUUUUUUCAUUGAAAUACUUAUAAAAACUAUGAGAUUGAAUUCCAUGUUAGUUGUGUGGUUAAAUGUAAGUUAGUAAAAUUCCAUAUCUGUGGCAGGAUUAUAAAACUCUGGAGCUAUAUCUGAUGACCACUCUCCAUCAUAACCCGGCUAGACCUGAGUUUCGAGGUGUGUAUGGCAGCUGUCAGCCCAUCGUUUAACACCGCAGAUCUCAAGAACACAUUUUCUGUGUGGAUACAAAGUGCUGUCUGAUAAUAUGAUAACCUGUUACUGAAAACACUUUCAAGGGCAACAAAGUAACCGCAGUGUCUGCAGGUGUUUGAUUGCAAUGAUAAAGCUGCUUCCAUCUCGGUACAAGUGCAGUGAUCUCUCUGUAAAAGACAUAUUAAUCCCCUGAGGAAACGGACAUUGCUUUCAAGUUGCACGAUAGGGCCCAACAGGGAGCAGAAAGCUAAAAGUGGUGAAUAAAGCUUCCUGUUUCCCCUCUGGCUCUCGAGAGAUGUCUAAUCUGGUCUUCGAGCCAAAGGUGGCAGUUUCCACAGAAACCAGGCAGCUGUUGUCUAGACAGUGCAGGCUGCGGGUCUCUGAUGCCGUCAGAUUUCUUUAUUCACACCCCUGGGUGUUAUACACAUGAUACGGUUAUUCCUGUCCCAAGGUAAUGGGCUGUGACCAACAAAGCAAAAUAAAAACAUCAUACAAAGCUUACUUUAAAAAUCGGAUGAAAAAAAGCGUGAUAAAAAAAAAAUAUAUAAAUUUGGAUACACAUGUUGCUUACUUAGACUGCUGCAUGCAUUGUGCACUGUACUGUGUGCUAUAAAGUGUGAUCCGAUAACAACUCUGUGAUUUUAGCCAAGGAUAGUCCACUAACUGUGCUGAUGCAGCUGGACAGGUUAUUGUAGUACUUUUGAUGCGAUUUAAAAAAUAUUAUUAAACAAGGGUAAUUAGGUCUCCACAAUCUAUGUCAUUUUGCCUUUAGGGAAUUGUCAAAAAGCCCAGUUUGAGACCAAACAAACACAGCAUCCAAACACUAUCCAUUCCCUUUCUGAAUUCUAUAUUCAAUGAUGUAUAGGAAUACUGCAGUAGAUUUUAAUAGAAAUUGGCACUUUUAUAAAAUUACCUUGUAAACCAGUCCUGUUACUUCUGUGUAGUUUACCUCGAUGAGCUAAACUUAAGAGACGGGCAAUUGCUCAGAGCACUUGCAUUAUUAAACUACAUCAGGAAGCCUGUGAUUGGACAGCAACAGGAUGUCUUAGUGGGGGAGGAAAGGGAGGGCUUCCAGUACCUGCAGAUACUAUAUCGGAAGCUAUUGCAAGCCAGGAUUUAAUAUACCUACAAAGAAAACUGAAAAAAUAAAUACACAUUUUCUUUCGAGGUAUUUCUAUUCAAGUGUUAAUUUUAUUUAAUUAUUUAUUUUAAAGGACUCCUUUAAAAGGGUGAGCUGAGUCUCACAGGAAACCUAGUUCAGAAAAGAUGCUGUGCCGAGCAUCAUCCUCACUGCCUUAUUUUCUGCGUAUUCUUCUCUCUCCUGGGUUUUUCUGUCUGAUGAUAUUAUUUAGAAAUUAACCCUGUUUUCAGCAGCAGUGAUGGCUGAUGAAGGAAUUGAUAAGGUGAUAAUUAGACUUCUACUUUCAAUCACACUCUUUAAAAUAAUUUUCGCAUUAGCAAUGAAUAUUAUAGCAGUUCUUUUCAAAUUUAAUUACACUUGCACACUUUAAUAUUUUAAUGGAAGUGGGGGAAUAGAAACAGUUAUAUUUGGGCCCAUUCCAUGUAUGGUCUAAUGUGUUUAAAUCUGUUUGAGUUUAGCUACUCAUAAUCAGAAUGUGAAUUUUUUUUUAUGGUAUAUAAAGAGGCUACAAACCCCUUCACUUCCAGGUUCAGAUAUAAACAUUUUUACUUUAAUGUACUUACCAGAAAACAAAAUGUAGCCUUUAAAGCCUAAUUCAAUCUCAUUUAUACGCUAUGAUUACCAGCAUGUAGAGAAAUGAAUGUCUGUGCCAGAAGCCACUAGUCACUGAUUUGAUAACUGUAAUUUUACUGAGAAUGUCAGCCCACCCUCUACUUCCAAACAGUUCAUUUCAGUGGGUCCUAUCAUUCCUACAGUCAGGCAGGGAAGAAGAGUGAAUGGAUUCUACAUUAUCACACUAGAGAUUGACAAAAAAUUGCUAUAGCACUUAUUUAAAUUCCUUUAUUUGUGAACUACUUGAUUUAGCUGCACUUACAUAGGCAUUAUGCUCAAAUGCAGACGUCAUGUUUGCAUUUUCAGGAAACUUUGCUAGCAAUGUUUUUGGGGCCCUUACAAAUACCUAAAAGCAAGGUGUUUGACCAUGUGUGAAAUAUUGAAAGAUUAUAUAUAUUGACAUAUACAUACUUAUACAAUGUCUAAAGCUUUUCAUUCUCCAAAAAUGUAUAUGAAGUAACAAAUAAAUAAAAAAUGAAAAUUGUGUACAUUUACAUCGUUUUAAUUUCUACUAGACUUGUGCCCAGUACAAUUUUUCAGUUCUUCUGAAUCAAUUUGCUUUUCCAAAAUGUUUGGAUUCAGAAGAAUUUCGGUAAAAAAUUGUUGAAUUGAAACAAAUAAUGUUGGGGAAAUUACUGAAAAAGGGUUUCUAGAUGUUGGUCUUUCAGCUGAUUAAUAGGUAAUUAUAUAUAGUUAACUAAUUUGGUAUCCUUAUGUGGGUUUGCCUUAUUUAAGGAUUCCAAAAUAUGGAGACAUAGAAACAUAGAAUGUGAUGGCAGAUAAGAACCAUUCGGCCCAUCUAGUCUGCCCAAUUUUCUAAAUACUUUCAUUAGUCCCUGGCCUUAUCUUAUAGUUAGGAUAGCCUUAUGCCUAUCCCACGCAUGCUUAAACUCCUUUACUGUGUUAACCUCUACCACUUCAGCUGGAAGGCUAUUCCAUGCAUCCACUACCCUCUCAGUAAAGUAAUACUUCCUGAUAUUAUUCUUAAACCUUUGUCCCUCUAAUUUAAGACUAUGUCCUCUUGUUGUGGUAGUUUUUCUUCUUUUAAAUAUAGUCUCUUCCUUUACUGUGUUGAUUCCCUUUAUAUAUUUAAAUGUUUCUAUCAUAUCCCCCCUGUCUCGUCUUUCCUCCAAGUUAUACAUGUUAAGAUCCUUUAACCUUUCCUGGUAAGUUUUAUCCCGCAAUCCAUGAACCAGUUUAGUAGCCCUUCUCUGAACCUUCUCUAAGGUAUCAAUAUCCUUCUGAAGAUACGGUCUCCAGUACUGUGUACAAUACUCCAAGUGAGGUCUCACCAGUGUUCUGUACAAUGACAUGAGCACUUCCCUCUUUCUACUGCUAAUACCUCUCCCUAUACAACCAAGCAUUCUGCUAGCAUUUCCUGCUGCUCUAUUACAUUGUCUGCCUACCUUUAAGUCAUCAGAAAUAAUCACACCUAAAUCCCUUUCCUCAUAUUUUGAGGUUAGGACUCUAUCAAAUAUUCUGUACUCUGCCAUUGGGUUUUUACAUCCAAGAUGCAUUAUCUUGGACUUAUCCACAUUAAAUGUCAGUUGCUACAGCUCUGACCAUUUUUCAAAUUUCUCUAAAUAAUUUUCCAUUUGGCUUAUCCCUCCUGGAACAUCAACCCUGUUACAUAUCUUAGUAUCAUCAGCAAAAAGACAUACCUUACCAUCAAGACCUUCUGCAAUAUCACUAAUAAAAAUAUUAAAGAGAAUGGGUCCAAGUACAGAUCCCUGAGGUAGCCCACUGGUGACAAGACCAUGCUUUAAAUAUACUCCAUUGACUACAACCCUCUGUCGCCUGUCAUUUAGCCACUUCCUUACCCAUUCAACAAUAUUGGAAUCCAAUAUUCUACUAAACACAGCUUCCCCCCUUCCAUGGCAAUCCUACAUAAUGCUACCAAAUUAAAAAUGUAUCUAUUUUCUAAACCACUGAAAGAUUUAGCAUGGAAAGAUGGAACUGAAAAUAUUAACUGGAUUUCGGUUGAACCAAACAAAAUAUCGACUUAAAUUAGGUUUGGCUGAAACAAAAUUAUUUUUCGUCUGAAUGUAUUUGGUAGAACUGAAAUGUUCCGCUGUACCAAAAUGUAGUGCUAGCUCUGUAUCCCCUUUUUACAAAUAGAUGUAAUACUAAUAUUUGUUUCUAAAAGUGCUUGGUAGUGACGUCAACUUAGUUGUAAUGCAUAUUAGAGGUUAUUUAGAGUCUAUUGUGAAUAAAGGGGAGGGAAUUUAUCAAAGUGUUUUCUUCAUGAAAAAGAGAAGCAGUCACCAAUAAAAGGUACUUGCUUUUUCACUGGUUUCCAUGGUGAUUGUCCCACUUUUAGUUCUUUCGACCACUUUUUAGUACCGAACACUUUGAUAACUCUUCCUCAUAGAGUUAUCCACUGUGCCAUGGAUCUCAUGGCGUUUAGAACUUUACAAGGUAUAGACAUUAUAUGAGAUAGGUAGAACACAGUGAUUAAACAAGGACUCAUUUUAUUGAACGCUGUAGCAUUAUUUUGCUCUACUCAUGUAUAGAUAAUUAGCCGUGCAGACACAUUUUAGAUGGAGUGGUUUAACAUUAACAAGCAGUGCUUCACCUAAUAUGUUUAUAGGGAUGCCCCAGGCCUUCCAUUUUAUAUAUAUAAUGCAUGAAAAUUAUUCACAAAAAAAAAUUAUGUUCUUGAAACUGCUAUCCUUCUUUGAGCGAGCUACAGAAAUAAUAGGCUUAUGGGAUAUGUAGUUCAGCCUCAAGUAGCCCUUCCACAAAUAAAUGAUGAUGCUUGGAGGUGCUGAAUAAAGUGGGAAGUGCUCUUCCAACACGCGCACAUUGUACACUAAAUACUAAACUUCUACACUAGGAAGAUUUUUUGUUCUUAAAAAUUGAUUUUUCUGCUCUGAAGAAUUUAGUUUGAAAAAAAAUUAGGUUUGGUCCGAAAAUUGGUUUCGUUCUGGAAGAAAAUUCAAAAUCAAAGCAUAUAUUGCUGGGGAAGCCCUAAGGGUUCCCUAAAUUGAAGAAGGAAAGCAUCUAUAGAGUCCAUUUAACAAAAAAAUAAAUAAAAAAAAACCUAUCAAACUGUAAAUUAGUAAUUCAAAGUUGUUGUUUUGUGGCAGGGGCCACUAGCGGUAACAACUACAAAAUUUAUUCCAAAUUAAACGAACCGGCUCAUAUAUUGCUGUAUUCGAUUUAUUGAGAAUUUCGGGUACAUUUGUUUUGGAAUUCAGAGAUUUUGAAAUGCACGGAAUUAGACAAAAAUUUGAUUCAAUGUGAACCACAUCUCCAAGUUGACUUAAUACUCUAUCUGCAGACUUGAAAGGCACGGACAGAAUGGACAAUUAUUUGGCUGUGAUUUUCUUUUAAAUUUUGGAUGAUCGGCGGGUCAGGACAAUUUCCAUAACUCCAAAAACCUAUAUGGACGUAUCACAAACAAACAAACUAGACAAUUGACCAUGUUUAUUUGUUUCAUGAUGCUAAUUUUUUUUUUUUUUAAAUGAAUAAAAAAAUAAACAAAUAAUGGAACUAUUUUGCAGCACACCGAUUGGCCCAUUUUCAUGCCUUUUUUGGUUUGUCUGACUUUUCCAACAUAUUUUGCAUGGACAAUAUUUGGACGAGCCUUUCCCCCACAUAGACAAACAAUGGACCACCUGAACACAUUAUUAUUUUUUUGUACAAUUUGAUUUGGUCUGACCGCAUUUUCCCCUGUGCAUAAAUCUACUGUUAACUAGACUUGGGCAUUCAGAUUUAUACAAAUGGAAAAUAAAGAUUUUCGUCCCUUAGUCCGAAUACCUAAUAACAAAAGGGGAGCUGAAAGAACAAACAAACAACAUAAAUAUAUAGAUAGACAGACAGACAUUGAUUGAUAUAUAUACACAUAUAAAUGCAUACUGUCUGUCUCGCUCCCCUGUUGAACCUCAAGGUGAAUUCAAAGUGAAUUUCAACUUCAAGAUCAAAAUAGACAGACUGUAAAAAUUCUAGUUCAGCUAUGUUUUUCAUUCUGCUACUCUAAUCUUAACUUUGAAUUAACUUUGGAAUCUCACUCUAGUCAAUAAUCCUGCAGGUCUCCCAUUAACACCAUAAACACUGCAUGCGUGUCUAAAAAAACAUUGUAAAUCACCAGAAUGUAAUUUGUUGCUGGAAGUGAGAGAGCUAAAACAACGGCCACAUUUUCAGGCAUAAUAUCCCCAUACUUGAUUUUAAUCAGGCAAACAUUUUACAGUAUGCGGCAUUCCGAGCAGUCGUUGCAUUUAUAUUCUGUUGGUAUUUUGAGUUUUUAUUGCUGAAAUUCCAAAAUAUAUUGUACACAUACCAAUCAGCAACGCACUCGACCCUUUUUAUUUAUAUUACAGUGUUGCAUGUGCAAUAUAUUCAAUUUAUAUGUUAACCAUAUUCAAUAUUUUACUGACAAAUGAUUUUAUAAAAACAAAUUGGAUAAUUGCAAAUGUACUGAAAAGUAUAAAAAUAUAAACUAGUUUGACCUUAAUUCAUAUACCAUCAAUGCAUCUCUUGUAUAACUUGAUCUCAGUCUCUACUAUAACCUGAGUGUACCAAUUGUGCCAUUGUCACUACCAUUCCUGACCUUCUUAGAUUUGCUUCAUAGCCAAAAAGAAAACAGUAGUAAAGAUGCAAAUAUGGACAAAAGCCUCAAGCGAUUACUGUAGGGUGUAUCCUAUUCAACAGAUUUCAAAUUACUUUUAUCUCAUUUGAAUCAAUGCAGAAAUAAGCAAUACAGUUAGCAUACCAAUCAGCCCCACCAUAGAGAGCCCAUUUACAUUUGCCUACCUUGAUGAUUCUAAUUGCCCAGAUUAUGGUCUUACAUAUCCAAUAUUAGAAAGAGCUAAGUAGCUACUGUAACUGAGUUGAUGCAGACCCCCAUUCGAUGUACGAAUGAUCAAGUUGGUAUAUUUUCCAAACUGUAACAUCUGAAGCCACUUUAACAUAUAUCACUGGUUGACCCCAAAUGAAUGAAAGUAUGAGAACUGUGAUUCUAGAAAAGACACAUUGAGUCUUAAUUAUCUUCCAAUGGAAGUAGUGUAAACGAGAAAAAGAAUCCAGUUUCUUUGAAUGGCUCAAGCGUAUGUGAAAAAGAGGACAUUUCUAAAAUGAUAAACCUGCAAUACAAACCAUCGUGAUGUUGCAUUUAAUAUCCCAUAAAACCUGCUUGGCUAUAAUAUUUCAACAUUUUUUGACUUUUUGCAAAAUCUUCUACUUGUAAUGUGAUAUUAACUGCUCUCGCUACCAAAAUAGCCUAUAACUAUUCAAUAUAUGUAAAGGAAAUGUAUAUAUAUGAAAAUAAUUCUAUUCAUUCAUUUAUUGUAGAUAGAGGUUAAUACAGUAAAUAAUUACAGUAAAUGAAUAGAAUUCAUUUCAUUAUUAUAUUUACCUCUUAUUACUUUCCCAGAAAGUAUGAUUAUGUAUUGUCACAGCAGGUAUUUCAACCCUUUGAUUUAGGCUGCAGCCUGCUACCCUUUCAGUUCUCUUAUUUAAUAUACAUCCCUCCUGUACUUGGGUUAUAUUUGUGAAUAUUUAUAGCAAAUUGUGACUCCUUAGUUUAAAAUACUGACAUUCUGUCAGCAGACAACACAUUGUUAGUUCAUUUUAACUAAUUUAUUUGUGUCACGUAUCAAUUCCAUACAGGGAAUUGUUAUUAUUAUUAUUUUUAAUAUUUAUGUAUCGCCACCAUAGUCCAAAAUGCUUUACAAAAUUAUAGAGGGGAAAAUUUAACAAGAGAUUAAACAAGUGCAAAAUGUUGUAGGAACAAUAGGUUUAUAAGGGCUGUGCUCAAACGAUCUUACAGAAUAGAGGAGGUGGAGUAUAAUAAUGCAGUAGGAAGGGCAUCAAAGGAGAUAGCAACCAAACAACAAGAUGGGAAAGUAGCAGAGCUGGAGGUGAGAGGGGAGUGUGGCCCUUUAGGAGAGAGCAGGAGACAGGUUUGUGAAAUAGAAGUUACUCUGGGAGGCCAUAGGCAUUUCUGAAAUGAUGAGUGUCAUGAUUGAAGGCAAGAGGAGAGUCUGACAGGGGUAGGCAAGUGUUGCAUCAUGCCCUCUGUUGAGUCUUUUGGAAACCAACACAAUGUCUUGACUGAUUUUGCAGUAUCAUUCAGUAGGCAGCAUUUUUCCAGCAUGUCCUCAAAACUGGUCAAUGGUCCAGGUUCCAUUAAUAUUUUUAUUUAAGCACAACGGAUAAUUUCCAAAAUGUGUACAAAUGGUAGUUCCUCAGAUUUGGUAUAAGAACUAAUAGACUUAAGGAUAUCAAAUCUAUUCUCAUAUGUUUUGUUUUUUUUAUUCUAAAAUGUUGUGCUCUGAUAUAGUUCUUCCCUUCACAAUGAUUUUUGCCUUUGAUCUUUUUGGUGUAUAUUCAGAUAAUUCAAUUAUGAUGGAAUAAGAUUUUUCCCCCCCUGCUUAUAUACACAUUUAAUUCCUUUUCUCCUUUAGUUAGCCUGCCAUUAACACAAGUAAACCCCUAUGUUACCAAAUGGCACAUCAUUAAUUCAAUCUGAGUAGUAAUGCUAUGAUAAUUCUGUUAACUUGUCAUGUAACUGUAAAAUGGUUAUCUACCAGCUACUCAAGGAAGGUUUAGGUUUUUAGGUUUUUGGCACUCAAAAUUAUCACUAGUCCGUAAACUAUAGCUUAGUAAAAUGUAUCUUAAUCAGGACUCCAAUGACACCUGGACCAUUACUUGCUGGGCUAGAUGCUCUUGAUAAACAUAAUACGAAAUGAAAUUUUUUUUUUUACUUGUUAUGAUGAAUCUAAAUUUUAUUUUUUGUCUUCUCUUUUUUCCUUUAGAUGAAGCAGAACAAACCAAACCUAGUGAAAGUGCCCAACAAGAGGAGGGUGUGAGUGAAGAAACCAAGGAAGACCAAGAAAAUGCCUGAAUAUGUUGAACGUUCCCAUUGCUCUACUCUUGAAGUCCAUCGUUCCGACCUCCCGGCUCUCCUUUCUCUAAUUCUCUUGACUGUCCUCCUCACGUGGAUUCCUCUGGCUCACUCUUCCCCUCUUAUUACUCUCUGUGUGGCAGAACAUGUAAAGGGCAGGAAAGUUUCAGUCAAACAGUGUGGCUUAAACAUUUUUAAGUGUUUUUUGGUGUUGUUAAUGGCAAGUUUUACAGUAUGGUCCAAUCCAAUUCAUUUUGGAGAUUCUCUUGCACUGUAUUCGAGUUUUAUUCCAGCGCCCGUGCUCUUUUUCUUCGCUCUUUUUCUCUCUCUCUCUCUGUUCCACUGUGUGCAAUGUUCCGUUUACCUACGGGUUUCAAAACUAUCCGGUGAAUUUAAAAAAAAACAAAAAAAAUUUAACAAAAACGUCUUUUUUUGUUUUUCAUUUUUCUUUUUGUUUUUAUGUUUUUUUUUUUAUUCUUGUUCCUCUUUAAUGUGAUGGAAUGAACUUAUCAAAAAUAAUUAGCCCUCCCUACAGUUUGUUUUCCAAAAUAAAGCAAUGUGCCAAUUAGCGUAUAAGCA
This is a messenger RNA of Pelobates cultripes (western spadefoot toad), 72998 nucleotides long. NCBI's taxonomy places the organism in Eukaryota, Metazoa, Chordata, Amphibia, Anura, Pelobatidae. The record is from the annotation of a GenBank genome assembly.